Molecule: messenger RNA, 47449 nt
Organism: Coregonus sp. 'balchen'
Lineage: Eukaryota; Metazoa; Chordata; Actinopteri; Salmoniformes; Salmonidae
Source: the annotation of a GenBank genome assembly
AUGGACGAUACGCGCUGUUGUGGUGUAUAUUUAUUCUAUAGGUGUGGUACAGUGUAUAUGAUGUAACCCCUAGAAACCACAGUGAAGUGUCUACAUCCAUGUGGAGAAGAAAGAACGCCUCUCCUCACCUUUCCCUUCGUUCUGUCUAUCUCUCUACUAUCGUCACUAAAUAUGUUGUUUUUUCAUCAUCGCUGUGUCUCUCUCUGUCCUAUUCCAUAUCACAUUAUCUCUCCCUCUAUCUGUCUCUUCAUUUAACUAUAUGUCUAUAUUCAUCUCUUUAGUUUAGCCCUUCUUCUUCCCGUGUCCCAUUAUACCAGUUGUUUACCAGUGUUAUGAGGGAAGCGAGAGAGAGAGAGAAGAGAGAUAUGGAGAAGCAGACAGUAGAUAGAUGGAGAGAGAGAGCGAUGAGAGAUGAGAGGAGAGAGAGUAAGCAGAGAGAGAGAGAGAAAGAGACAGGAGAGCAGAGAGAAGAGGAUAGAGAACGAAGAGGGAGAGAGAGAGAGACGAGAGAGAAGAAGAGAUGAGAGCGAGAGAGAGAGAGAGAGAGAGAGAGAGAGAGAGAGCGAGAGAGAUAGAGAGAGAGGAGAGGAGAGAAGAGAAGAGGAGAGGAGAGAGAGAGCGAGAGAGAAGAGAGGGAGAGAGCAGAGAGAGAGAGAGCUAGAGAGGAGAGAGAGAAGAGAAGGAGAAGAGAGAGGAGAGUCGAGAAGAGAGAGCAAGAGAGAGAAGACGAGAGAGAGAGAGAAGAGAGAAAGAGAGGAGAGAACGAGAGAGUAGAGAGACGAGAUAGCUACUAUCCGAGAGAGCGCACGAGACGUAGGCGAGACGGCGGACUAGAUUAAUAUCGAUCUAUUGAUCUCUCUCUCUCUCUCUCUCUCUUCUAUCUCUCUCUCUCUCUCUCUCUCUCUCUCUCUCUCUCUCUCUCUCUCUCUCUCUCUCUCUCUCUCUCUCUCUCUCUCUCAUGCUUUGUGUGUGUCCCUGGUCUAGCCCAGCUGCUGUAGGUCAGGUCUCUGUGUCUGCUCUCUGUCUUUAUGUCACUCUGGUUUGUUCCUUCUUACCCGCUAUCUAUCUCGUAGCUGGAUUUAAUGGUAAGUGCUUCCCUGUUGCUGGCACAGCUCAGAUAAUCCACACUGAUUAUCUGACCAAAGCAAUGUGCUCUCCUCCCUCUCUUCCUCUUCUGUUGUUCAUUCUCUCCCUCUAUUCAAAUCUUUAUCUUAUCUCUAUGUCUUAGACCACUUUAGAAAACGUUCAUUUUAAUUUGGUUUGAUUAUUUUUAGGUUUAAAAUACUCACUUCCAUCCUUCUGAGACUAGGAUGCAUGUCACUCUGAUUUUGUUUGCUUUGCUUUGGUUAUACUAUAUGCAUAUUUGCCUUCUCUCGCUCUCAGCAACUUUAUUGAACAUGAAAUCCCCUCUUAGCAAAACAGACCCAUUUCUAAACACCAGGACUUAUAACAUACCAGUAUGGUAUCUCUUUAAAAUAAUUUAUUUUAAAAAGGCAGAAACAGUUAGUUUUAAUGACCAUAAUAGUAAUAAAGGGUUAAGGCAGAGACAGGGCUAAAACCCACAACAUAAACUACAAUUAAUUGUUGAUUGUCAUGUUCCAUGAAUUGCAGUAGAACUGAGGAUAUAAAUUAAUUCAGUGAAAUUGUUGUUUUUGACAACUACUGGAGGCCUUUGUCUCUCAGCAGCUGAUUAUUACCAUCUUAAAAAUGCCAUGUCAUGAAUUAAACAGUGUGGUCUCUGCACAAUUAUUCCAGGAAGCAAUCAGUGAAAUGUUACUAAAUAACUACUUGCUAGUUCACACCUGCAUCUGUGCACUGUAUAAUGUAACACUACCAAUGCCUUCUCUUGGUAGAAAAACAAGGUAAAAAAAACACUUAUUAUAUGUUUUUGAGGUUAAAAUAAGAUUAUAUUAAGAUAAUAUUAUAGGUAGGGUAAAUCAUUUGUAUUUUUAUUCCAGACCAAUGCAAUUUGGCUACACACUUCAUACACAUUAUUUAGUUUGAUGUGCUUCUUCCAAAUUGCGCAAAAGUCCAAAUCCAAUGUAUGUACACAUGUAAGUCUACUAAAUGUCUGCUAAAUGGCAUUUAUAUACAGUGCCUUCAGAAAGUAUUCACACCCCUUUUUCCAAAUGUUGUUAUGUUACAGCCUACAUUUUAAAUGGAUUAAAUUGAGAUUUUUUUCCCCACUGGCGUUCACACAAUACCCCAUAAUUUUGAAGUGUAAUUAUGUUUUAGGACAUUUUUACAAAUGAAUUCAAAUGAAAAGCUGAAAUGUCUUUAGUCAGUAAGUGUUCAACCCCUUUGUUAUGGCAAGCCUAAAUACAGUGCCUUGCAAAAGUAUUCAUCCCCCUUGGCAUUUUUCCUAUUUUGUUGCAUUACAACCUGUAAUUUAAAUGGAUUUUUAUUUGGAUUUCAUGUAAUGGACAUACACAAAAUAGUCCAAAUUGGUGAAGUGAAAUGAAAAAAAUUACUUGUUUCAAAGAAUUCUAAAAAAGAAUGCAUAUGUAUUCACCCCCUUUGCUAUGAAGCCCCUAAAUAAGAUCUGGUGCAACCAAUUACCUUCAGAAGGCACAUAAUUAGUUAAAUAAUAAUAAUAAUAAUAUGCCAUUUAGCAGACGCUUUUAUCCAAAGCGACUUAGUCAUGCGUGCAUAAAUUUUUUUUUUUGUGUAUGGGUGGUCCCGGGGAUCGAACCCACUACCUUGGCGUUACAAGCGCCGUGCUCUACCAGCUGAGCUACAGAGAACCACUUAAAUAAAGUCCACCUGUGUGUAAUCUAAGUGUCACAUGAUAUGUCACAUGAUCUCAGUAUACACCUGUUCUGAAAGGCCCCAGAGUCUGCAACACCACUAAGCAAGGGGCACCACCAAGCAAGCAGCACCAUGACGACCAAGGAGCUCUACAAACAGGUCAGAGACAAAGUUGUGGAGAAGAACAGAUCAGGGUUGGGUUAUAAAAAAAUAUCUGAAACUUUGAACAUCCCACGGAGCACCAUUAAAUCCAUUAUUAAAAUGUUUUAUGAAAAUGGCAUCACAACAAACCUGCCAAGAGAGGGCCGCCCACCAAAACUCACGGACCAGGCAAGGAGGGCAUUAAUCAGAGAGGCAACAAAAAUACCAAAGAUAACCCUGAAGGAGCUGCAAAGCUCCACAGCAGAGAUUGGAGUAUCUGUCCAUAGGACCACUUUAAGCCGUACACUCCACAGAGCUGGGCUUUACGGAAGAGUGGCCAGAAAAAAGCCAUUGCUUAAAGAAAAAAAUAAGCAAACACGUUUGGCGUUCGCCAAAAGGCAUGUGGGAGACUCCCCAAACAUAUGGAAGAAGGUACUCUGGUCAGAUGAGACAAAAAUGUAGCUUUUUGGCCAUCAAGGAAAACGCAAUGUCUGGCGCAAACCCAACACCUCUCAUCACCCCGAGAACACCAUCCCCACAGUGAAGCAUGGUGGUAGCAGCAUCAUGCUGUGGGGAUGUUUUACAUCGGCAGGGACUGGGAAACUGGUCAGAAUUGAAGGAAUGAUGGAUGGCGCUAAAUACAGGGAAAUCCUUGUGGGAAACCUGUUUCAGUCUUCCAGAGAUUUGACACUGGGACGGAGGUUCACCUUCCAGCAGGACAAUGACCCUAAGCAUACUGCUAAAGCAACACUCGAUUGGUUUUAGGGGAAACAUUUAAAUGUCUUGGAAUGGCCUAGUCAAAGCCCAGACCUCAAUCCAAUUGAGAAUCUGUGGUAUGACUUAAAAAAUGCUGUACACCAGCGGAACCCAUCCAACUUGAAGGAGCUAGAGCAGUUUUGCCUUGAAGAAUGGGCAAAAAUCCCAGUGGCUAGAUGUGCCAAGCUAAUAGAGACAUACCCCAAGAGACUUGCAGCUGUAAUUGCUGCAAAAGAUGGCUCAACAAAGGAUUGACUUUGGGGGGGUGAAUAGUUAUGCACGCUCAAGUUUUCUGUUUUUUUGUCUUGUUUGUUUCACCCCAAAAAAUAUUUUGCAUCUUUAAAGCGGUAGGCAUGUUGUGUAAAUCAAAUGAUACAAACCCCGCAAAAAUCCAUUUUAAUUCCAGGUUGAAAGGCAACAAAAUAGGACAAAUGCCAAGGGGGGUGAAUAAUUUCGCAAGCCACUAAGUUCAGGAGUAAAAUUUGCUUAACAAGUCACAUAAUAAGGUGCAUGGACUCACUCAGUGUGCAAUAAUAGUGUAUAAACAUUUUUUUUAUGACUACCUCUCUCUGUACCACACACAUACAAUUAUGGUCCCUCAGUCGAGCAGUGAAUUUCAAACACAGAUUCAACAACAAAGACCAGGGAGGUUUUCCAAUGCCUCACAAAGAAGGGCACCUAUUGGUAGAUUGGGGGAAAAUAGCAGACAUUGAAUAUCUCUUAUCUCUUAAGUUAUUAAUUACACUUAUCAGUACACCCAGUCACUACAAAGAUACAGGCAUCCUUCCUAACUCAGUUUCCGGAGAGGAAGGAAACCGCUCAGAGAUUUUACCAUGAGGCCAAUGGUAACUUUAAAACAGUUACAGAGUUUAAUAGCUGUGAUAGGAAAUAACUGACGAUGGGUCAACAACAUUGUAUUUACUCCACAACAUGUACCUAAUUAACAGUGGAAAUAACAAAUUCUAAAACGUGCAUCCUGUUUGCAACAAGGUACUAAAGUAAUACUUUUAAAAAACGUGACAAAGCAAUACAUUUUUUGUCCUGAAUACAAAGUGUUAUGUUUGGGGCAAAUCCAAUAAAACACAUUACUGAGUACCACUCUCCAUAUUUUCAAGCAUAGUGGUGGCUGCAUCAUGUUAUGGGUAUGCUUGUAAUCGUUAAGGACUGGGGAGUUUUUCAGGAUAAAAAAUAAAUGGAAUGGAGCUAAGCACAGGCAAAAUCCUAGAUGAAAGUUGCUUACCAAGAAGAUAGUGAAUGUUCCUGAGUUGCCGAGUUACAGUUUUGACUUAACUCUACUUAAGAAUCUAUGGCAAGACCUGAAAAUGGUUGUCUAACAAUGAUCAACAACCAAUUUGACAGAGCUUGAAGAAUUUUGAAAAUAAUAAUGGGCAAAUGUUGCACAAUCCAGGUAUGGAAAGCUCUUAGAGACUUACCCAGAAAGACUCACAGCUGUAAUCGCUUCCAAGGGUGCUUCUACAAAGUAUUGACUCAGGGGUGUGAAUACUUAUGUAAAUGAGAUAUUUCUGUAUUUCAUUUUCCCAAAAAAAUCAUACAUUUCUACAAAUAUGUUUUCACUUUUUCAUUAUGGGGUAUUGUGUGUAGAUUGGUGAGAUACAAUUUUUAAAUCUAUUUUGAAUUCAGGCUGUAAUUCAACAAAAUGUGUAAUACGUCAAGGGGAUGAAUACUUUCUGAAGGCACUGUAUAUAUUUAUUUUAUAUUAAAUCAAUUGUUAUUUCCAGUGGAAUAUCCAUGUUUUACUGAAGAGGGCUGCUAAAUGAGAGCUGGCAAAUAUGUACCUGGAGUAUUCUGAAUGCUGACAUGUAGCAAGUGAUGAUGUCAUGUCAUUCCCUUUACCAUAUGCUACUGCAGUCUUCUCCACUCCUUAGAGACGGACCUAGAAUUAACACUUUCCCUGACACUACUACCACUUUUACAAUGUACAUAUCCGUUGACCUUUUCUUUCUUUGGAUGCCUGACAAGGACAUUUACCAGGGUGAUGUUCUCACAAUUAUUGCUGAAAACUGAGUCUGUUUUCUGUUCCCUCUUGUUGAAAGACUGAGACAGAUCCUGGUAUUGUUGGGUAUAUAGAGAUUUGCCUCAGGAAUUCACAUCUCCCCUCCUUUAACACACUAAUAUUGGUAUGCUCUAAGUGCUAUAUGAAUCAUACAGUGCAUGGGCAUAUAAAGUAUUGUCAACUUGCAAAUGUACAAAUGUGUAAAAACAUGAACUUGUAUACAAAAACUAGAUGAGCAUAAUAAGACAAUCGCUCAUUCCACAAUCGCUGUUCAAUGAAUUCAAAUGUUUAGGAUGGAGAGACUGAUUGAGAAAGGGAGAACCACAGUGUCAGCCCGUCUUUAGCUCCAUGUUACCCCUAAACCAGACCCAGCUAUCAUCAUGUACCCCUCAGUCAGAGAGGGCUGGGCUGUGGAUGUUCUGGGGAGGGAGGGAGCGGGGAGGUGGUGCUGGUGGUCAAUUCUUUUUUUUUAAACAGUCAUGCGCUAAAUAGCCCAAAUGUUCUGUGCAGGGAUCUAUAAAUGAGUAGCAUCCAUCAAUCAUUGUGAUGUCAGUCCUUCCCCUGCCUAGACAGAUGGGGGUGACUAGUGUCAUUGUCUGUUACUGUCCAGAGCCCCCAUGUCCACUCCACUGCUAAUAUGUCAAAUAGACGUGACAGGCCACCAGUCACAGAGGAGAGGGACACAAAGUCACCUUUUUGGACUUGGGAGUUCGGAAUCAUAAGCAUCAUAGCAGCACAGUCUUUGUUCCCUGGGUGGUUGACAGCUGGCCUGGCGCCACAUUGGGUUUCACUCAACAAUGAAGUCGAGGUCAAUGGGACAAAAGUGAUAUUUUAUUAUUAUAUUCUCUCAGCUUUGAUGGUAGUUUGGGGCGGCUGGUAGCUUAGUGGUUAAGAGCGUUGUGCCAGUAACCGAAAAGUUGCUGGUUCUAAUCCCCUAAGUGAAAAAUCUGUCUCUGCCCUUGAGCAAGGCACUUAACCCUAAUUGCUCCUGUAAGUCGCUCUGGAUAAGAGUGUCUGCUUAAAAAAUAGUUUGGUAUUUAAAAAAUUAUAUUCUAUAGUCAAAGUAAUUUAUUGUUCAUGAUUUAUAUUUUUAUGUCACGUUCAGCUUUGGUGUGAUUUUGAAUUUCUGAAAAACAUCCAAAACAUUUGACACUUUUCUAUAUCAGUAUGUCUGGACACAUUUUACUAUGACAUUGUGUGUGUAUAUCCACAUUGCAGCGAAAACUCAUUUGUUUCACUAUAUCGCAUCUGUUGUUAAUGCUCCAUAAGUGGUGUUGUCCCUUUAUUGACAUGUAAAGCCUUGUCUCGGGAGGGGCAGCUGCAUAGGCUAUUUAUCCAGACCGCUGCUUAGAAUAGCUGUGACCUGCGGAUCUGAGGCAUCCAGAGCAGUCCCUAAGCCCUUGCUAAAGGAGUCCAUUAAAAUACAACUAGAGGGAGAUGGAUGGCGCAUGGAUUAACGGUCAGCCUUCCCAUUCCAGACAGACCCUGAUGUAAUGCCUAAGCCCACUCAAUGGGAAGGAAAGUGAAAAUGUGUUGUCAAAUUUAUUUAGCCCCCUCUCUGGACAAGGGGGGGUUAAUUAGGGAGACCCUAGGGGGGUGCCGACGGGCUGAGCAGUGGAGGGGAGGGAUUGGAAGUAAAGGGGAAAGGAGAUGGGUCUUGCUAGCGCACCUCAGAGGUUGCAUUCGAUCAUGUGAGGAUGCAAUCAGAAAGGCUGCUAUCAGAGAGUUUAGACUAUAUAUACUGAACAAAAAUAAAGUAAAUAGUUACCAUAUAUUUUUAUACAAUUGCCCACAAAUAUAUACUGAACAAAAAUAUUAGUUACAUUUCAUAUAAAGAAAUCAGUCAAUUGAAAUUCAUUAGGCACUAAUCUAUGGAUUUCACAUGACUGGGAAUACAAAUGCAUCUGUUGGUCACAGAUACCUUAAAAGAAAGGUGGGGGUGUGGAUCAGAAAACCAGUCAGUAUCUGGUAUGUGACCACUAUUUGCCUCAUACAGCACGGCACAUCUCCUUCGCAUAGAGUUGAUCAGGCUGGUGAUUGUGGCCUGUGGAAUGUUGUCCCACUCCUCUUCAAUGGCUGUGCGAAGUUGCUGGAUAUUGGCGGGAACUGGAACACGCUGUUGUGCACGGCGAUCCAGAGCAUCCCAAACAUCCUCAAUGGUGACAUGUGAGUAGGCAGGCCAUGGAAGAACUGCGACAUGGGCCCGUGCAUUAUCAUGCUGAAACAUGAGGUGGUGGCAGCGGAUGAAUGGCACGACAAUGUGCCUCAGGAUCUCGUCACGGUAUCUCUGUGCAUUAAAAUUGCCAUUGAUAAAAUGCAAUUGUGUUCGUUGUCCGUAGCUUACGCCUUCCCAUACCAUAACCCCUCCGCCAUCAUGGGGCACUCUGUUCACAACAUUGACAUCAGCAAACCACUCGCCCACACAACGCCAUACACGUGGUCUGCGGUUGUGAGGCCGGUUGGACGUAGUGCCAAAUUCUCUAAAAUGACAUUGGAGGUGGUUUAUGGUAGAGAAAUGAAAAUUAAAUUCUCUGGCAACAGCUCUGGUGGACAUUCCUGCAGUCAGCAUGCCAAUUGCUCGCUCCCUCAAAACUUGAGACAUCUGUGGCAUUGUGUUGUGUGACAAAGCUGCACAUUUUAAAGUGGCCUUUUAUUGUCCCCAGCACAAGGUGCACCUGUGUAAUAAUCAUGCUGUUUAAUCAGCUUCUUGAUAUGCCACACCUGUCAGGCGGAUGAAUUAUCUUGGCAAAGGAGAAAUUCACACUUACAGGGAUGUAAACAAAUUUGUGCACACAAUUUAGAGAGAAAUAAGCUUUUUGUGCUUAUGGAACAUUUCAGGGAACUUUUAAUUUCAGCUCAUGAAACAUGGGCGCAACACUUUGCAUGUUACCUUUAUAUUUUUGUUCAGUGUAUAUGCUCAGGUCGAAGGAUCACAUGUGGGGGGGUCCUGAGAUUUGCAGUGUAUCAUACACUGUUGUGUAGGGAGAAAGAACCCACAGAAAGUAACUUUGAAACUUAUCAAGAGAGAACUGGACCAAUGUUGUAAUAAGGAGACAGACAGACAGACAGAACAGAAUCAGUCAUGCAUGACCACAGGAAUGACCCUUCUGCAUUAGUUAUGCUGCAACUCACAUCCAAUCCUCCUGACCCUCACUCUGGCCCAGAGCUCUUUCCACCUGCAAGUUGACAAUGAACCCCACACUGAUCCUCUCCAUUGACCAGAGCACCCACCCCCAGAUGAAACAUACUGUAUGAGAGCCCUAUUCAAUGUAAACCGUUAACCUGGUGUGCAGGCUCAGAAUAAAUUUAACAUUAUUCUUGCCCGGUGAGAGAGUGUCGGUAUAGUUUCACCCUUACGCCAUUGAUUACUCAUUAAAUGAGCCCCAACCCACAAUCUUCCGGUGCAAGAAAAAUGUAUACUGUAUAUGUGUCUCAUCGCUAAACCUUCUUAGCAGUUUUGAUAGAAUAGGGCCCUCACACUGUGCGAGUGACGCUCUCUUACCCUCUCACUCCGUCUAACUCCUGUGGAUCCUGUCUCUCCCUUCAUGUGUGCUGGCUGUCUCUCUCUCUCCGGGGUGGACGGACAUAGACGCGGACCGGGCGCAAAAACAUGGCAUGGAUGAGUUCAUCUCAGCCAACCCCUGCAGCUUUGACCACUCCUCCCUAUUUGAGAUGGUGCAGCGCCUCACCCUGGACCACAGACUCAAUGACUCCUACUCCUGUUUGGUGAGGAAAGGGUUACCAGUCCAGUGGUUCCCUCAUUCUUUUACAUUGUGAUCUUACAUACGUAAAAAUUUAUGCACACAUGACUGUAAGUCGCUUUGGAUAAAAGCGUCUGCUAAAUGGCAUAUUAUAUUAUUAUUAUUCUAUCAAUUUCGAUCUAUUUUAACUCCCCUCGUAUGUCUAUUUUGCAGGGUUGGUUCAGUCCAGGCCAGGUGUUUGUCAUGGAUGAGUACUGUGCUCGUAAUGGUGUGCGGGGGUGUCACAGACACCUGUGUUACCUGGGUGACCUGCUGGAGAGGGCAGAGAACGGGGCUAUGAUCGACCCCACCCUGCUGCACUACAGCUUUGCCUUCUGUGCCUCACACGUCCACGGCAACAGGUACAGAGAACUGAUGUACAGCUCUCCUGGACGCCAGCUCCCCCCGCGAGCGCGCGCGCGAGCGCGCGCGCGAGCGAGGCAGAGCGAGCGAGCGAGCGAGCGAGCGAGCGGAGCGAGCACGGGGCCGCGCGCGAGCGACGAGAGCGAGCGAGCGAGCGAUCGAGCAGCGAGCUAGCGAGCGACGAGCGAGAGAAGCUAGGAGAGAGCGAGCGAGGAUGCGAGCGAGACGAGAGAGCGAGCGAGGAGAGGCAGCGAGCGAGCGAGGAGCGAGUCAGAGGAGAGCGCGCUCGAUCGAUACAGAGCGAGAAGAGAGAUCAUAGAAGAGAGAGAUCGCGCGCUCGAGCGAAUGCGAGAGAGCGGCGAGAGAGUCGCGAGAGCUCUCUAUAGUCGCGAGUAGCAUAUAUCUAGUCUCUCUAUACUCAUCUCUCUAUAUCUUCCCUAUCUUCUCUUCUCUCUCUCUUCUCUCUCCUCUCCUCUUCUCUCUCUCUCUCUCUCUCUCUUAACAGGAACAAAAUGUUUAUGCAUUGAAGCAAACCCAAGCCUCCCCACUCAGAGAACCCACUUUACCACCAACCUUCUUCAUCAAAUCAAUCUCAUUCGGAGAAUGUAUAUUCCACCCUACACCCUGUCUCCCAGAUCUGGAUACAAUCUGUACUGGUAUACAUCACCAAGCCACCCCAUCCCAUGCUUGUUGUUUUGUUGCCUCAGUCAAAGCUUUCUCUAAUAUUAUUUUUUCCAAUAACUUGUUUCAGUCACUUAGGAUUUUAAGUUUCUCAUGUUCAGUUGGGAUUUUUGUAUAUUCUUUUAUUUUUCUUCUUUCUUUGUUGUCUGUUCUCAAUUAAUUGUUUCUCAUUGUUGUCUGUUAUGAUUUUGGUUUGCUUUAUUAAUUUUAUCUUCUUUCUUUUUUUCCGUUGCUUGCUCUCUUAACAUCACCCCUGCCUCUUCCUCAUGUAACCUGUAGUCAGAGACUGUCUGAGUUGCUAAACUGGCCUGUAACCGAGGCAGAGCUUCAGAGCUACCUUUACCCCCCCACCCCAGAGCCCCCAACCCCCUCUAAGAGGGAACUCAAAAUCAUGGAGUUUAGGAAAAAAAAGGACUCCAAGUCCCAGGCUGUCUCUUGGCCCAGAAGGUAAGAGUCUGUGGUGCUUCCUCCCUGAUAGAUCCACUGUGACUCUCCCUCCCACCCGACCUCAGUCACAUGACUGUUUGAUUUUAACAAGAGUGAAUACUGGAGUUGAAAUAUUAAAAUACUUAUUGGGUAUUUCAAUGUUUUAUUUUUUUAAAGAAUAAAAUGUGUUUGUGUGUAUACGUGCAUACGUAGGUACGUUUGUACCUACAGUGGGGAGAACAAGUAUUUGAAACACUGCCGAUUUUGCAGGUUUUCCUACUUACAAAGCAUGUAGAGGUCUGUAAUUUCUAUCAUAGGUACACUUCAACUGUGAGAGACAUAAUCUAAAACAAAAAUCCAGAAAAUCACAUUGUAGGAUUUUUAAGUAAUUAAUUUGAAUUUUAUUGCAUGACAUAAGUAUUUGAUCACCUACCAACCAGUAAGAAUUCCGGCUCUCACAGACCUGUUAGUUUUUCUUUAAGAAGCCCUCCUGUUCUCCACUCAUUACCUGUAUUAACUGCACCUGUUUGAACUCGUUACCUGUAUAAAAGACACCUGUCCACACACUCAAUCAAACAGACUCCAACCUUUCCACAUUGGCCAAGACCAGAGAGCUGUGUAAGGACAUCAGGGAUAAAAUUGUAGACCUGCACAAGGCUGGGAUGGGCUACAGGACAAUAGGCAAGCAGCUUGGUGAGAAGGCAACAACUGUUGCCGCAAUUAUUAGAAAAUGGAAGAAGUUCAAGAUGACGGUCAAUCAACCUCGGUCUGGGGCUCCAUGCAAGAUCUCACCUCGUGGGGCAUCAAUGAUCAUGAUGAAGGUGAGGGAUCAGCCCAGAACUACACGGCAGGACCUGGUCAAUGACCUGAAGAGAGCUGGGACCAUAGUCUCAAAGAAAACCAUUAGUAACACACUACGCCGUCAUGGAUUAAAAUCCUGCAGCGCACGCAAGGUCCCCCUGCUCAAGCCAGCGCAUGUCCAGGCCCGUCUGAAGUUUGCCAAUGACCAUCUGGAUGAUCCAGAGGAGGAAUGGGAGAAGGUCAUGUGGUCUGAUGAGACAAAAAUAGAGCUUUUUGGUCUAAACUCCACUCGCCGUGUUUGGAGGAAGAAGAAGGAGGAUGAGUACAACCCCAAGAACACCAUCCCAACCGUGAAGCAUGGAGGUGGAAACAUCAUUCUUUGGGGAUACUUUUCUGCAAAGGGGACAGGACGACUGCACCGUAUUGAGGGGAGGAUGGAUGGGGCCAUGUAUCGCGAGAUCUUGGCCAACAACCUCCUUCCCUCAGUAAGAGCAUUGAAGAUGGGUCGUGGCUGGGUCUUCCAGCAUGACAACGACCCGAAACACACAGCCAGGGCAACUAAGGAGUGGCUCCGUAAGAAGCAUCUCAAGGUCCUGGAGUGGCCUAGCCAGUCUCCAGACCUGAACCCAAUAGAAAAUCUUUGGAGGGAGCUGAAACUCCGUAUUGCCCAGCGACAGCCCCGAAACCUGAAGCAUCUGGAGAAGGUCUGUAUGGAGGAGUGGGCCAAAAUCCCUGCUGCAAUGUGUGCACACCUGGUCAAGACCUACAGGAAACAUAUGAUCUCUGUAAUUGCAAACAAAGGUUUCUGUACCAAAUAUUAAGUUCUGCUUUUCUGAUGUAUCAAAUACUUAUGUCAUGCAAUAAAAUUCAAAUUAAUUACUUAAAAAUCAUACAAUGUGAUUUUCUGGAUUUUUUAGUUUCCGUCUCUCACAGUUGAAGUGUACCUAUGAUAAAUAUUACAGACCUCUACAUGCUUUGUAAGUAGGAAAACCUGCAAAAUCGGCAGUGUAUCAAAUACUUGUUCUCCCCACUGUAUGUACGUGGGUGUUUUGUGUACAUGUGCCCACACUUCUGUAUGGAGACCGAAUCUGUCGUAGUCAUGGCUGGAUCUCUAGUCAACAUAAACAAGCAAGUGUCACUACAGUGUGAGGGGCGAAGGUCACGGUGGCUGUCUGCCAGUCUGACAGUCCUCCUAUCCUCCUACCCUAUCUACCCCUCCCCUCCGCAUCUUUUUAGCUUUGCUUUUCCUUAGGGUACUUUUUAGUCGUUCAGUUUUUGUCAUUCUUUAUUUUUUAAAUAUAUUUUUUUGUGUAGUAAAUAUUUCAGCUUUUAUUUUCAUAGUUUUUUGUUAGUUUUGUCCUGUGAAGCACUUGUAUUGUCUGAAAUGUGCUGUAUAAAUGAAGCUUGAUUUAAUUUCCAUCCCUCCCUCUACCCCCAUCCUAUGACAGACAGUGAUGAAGCUGAGGUGGGCUGUCUGUUUGAGUCCUGUUAUGAUCAGGCUGGACGGGAAGACUGGAGUAGCUCCAAGACUGGAGGAUAGGAGUGGGGGGUGGAGAGAGAGAGAGAGAAUGGAAAAUGGGAGGAAAAGAGAGAAGGGGUUAGAGAUAAGUAAAGAGAGAGGGUCAGGAAUAGAGGGAGAAAGAUGGAGAGAGAAAAUAAAGGGAGGGAGGCAGGUGUGCCUGGAGGUCAGGAAUGACAGGAUGACAAGUUGUCAUGGGUGACGGGCGAGUGUCUCCUGCCACUGUCCGAGCUCAGGCCACAGCUACAGCCAGCCCGCCUCCAGUCCCCAUGACGAUGACAGCCCCGCGCAGCCCAUGAGAGAAACCCAUCUCUGGCCAAGACCCCCCUCAUCCCCCUCACUCCCCUCACCCACCCACAACCUAAUAGCCUGAUGGCCACAGGGCAUGAACUGAAUAUUAUAGAGAGUACAGUAGCCUGGGAGUAAAUUGAGAAUAAAUUGUCUGUUUAAGGGUUGGCGUGGAUUUCAUUCCACCUCCAGUAAGUUUAGGUAAUGAUUUGGAAAUGUGGUGUUUGAAUGUUAAAUUCGGGGUUAAAUAUGGCAUUUGUCUAUUAAAAUGUGAUGUACUAGUCAAUUUGUGAAUUGGCUGUAAUUCAGCUCCAGUCACGUACUGUAGCUUCUUGAAAUAGAGGAAGCACAGACCUCUGAUAUGGCAUGCUACCGAUGUUCUGUUAUUAGUUUCUCUGAUCGCUCUCAGUUACAAAUGAUGACUCAUUUCCAUGUAGUCAUGAAAAUAGAGGACAGGGGCAUGAGGUUAUGAGAACUUUAUGAAAGCUGUGGAGGAGCAAAAAAUAUGGCUAUGCAUAAUUAGUGUGAAAUGAUCAAAUAGUUUAUUUAUUUUUGACGGACUGUCAGAGGCAGAAAUUAUACACACAUCACAUACCAUCUUAUUAAGGGCUUUUUAUUGACAUGCUUCAGAUGAACACAAAAACACAAACACUGACAAUCAUAGCCUGAAACAUACACACACACACACACACACACACACGCACAGAGGGAAGAGAGUGUUGGUGAGGGGCCUGGCUCCUUAUAGUUAGUGACAUGGCUGAGGACGGGGGAAAUUGAGCAGAGUGCAUGUGACAGAGGAGGCGCUGGUCGCCGUGACAGCGGCCUGAGGAACAGGAGACGUGACAUGCUCCGCGUCACAGGGCCCAGGAUGUAAUCUCAGUGAAGGACACUGAGAAAGGAGGGGAGAGGGGGAGGAUGGGGAGGAGGGGGGAGGGAUACUCCUGUCAGACAAGAUGGGGGCCACAGCUUGGCACGGGAUUGUGUGAGGGUGGCGUGGGGGGGGGGGGGGGGGGGUUAUAACCCCCCCUCUGUAACCAUGCUCAGAUAUCAGUGGCCCCACUGUUCCAGACAGAUGGCUGGCUCUUACCUGUGGAAUACACCACAGAAACUCUGCCUUUGUACUGUAGGCUCUGCUGUGGAUAUAUAGCUAGCCACUACACAUGUUCUAUGUUGGCUGAAAUUCUCAGUUAGAACUUCAGUGACCGUGUUGACCCUUGUGUUACCUCUGUGAUCACUGUGUCAGUGGUGGCCACACUGUCUACUCUGAAUUAGAAUAUUAUGAUGAUACUAAUAUAAUAUGUCCAAAGGGAUCUUCCAGUUAACACCUACUGUAUAUUCAUUGUACUUUAAGUGGACCAUGUGGGAAUCAAACCCACAACUUUGGUGUUUCCUGCCCCAUGCUCCAACCAUAUAAACUCUAUGGUACUGUAUGUCCCUCAGGCCUGACGGGAUAGGAACAGUCACUGUGGAGGAGAAGGAGCGCUUUGAGGAUAUCAAAGAGAGGCUGCGUGUUCUGCUGGAGAACCAGAUCACACACUUCAGGUGUGUACUUUAAUACUAUAUCUAAGUCUAUAACUGACCCUGGCACAGACACGGCUAUGGGAUUUGUCAAACCACAGAUUAUAGAUUGUGACAGAUGUCAAUCAUGUAUCAAUCACUGUGCUCUGCAAAAUGUUACUUACAUUCUGAUCAAAAAAAUAAAAAAUCAAGAACUAGCUACCCACUGGGCACACACUGGUUGAAUCAAUGUUGUUUCCAUGUCACUUCAAUGAAAUUAUGUUAAACCAACGUAGAAUAGACGUUGAAUUGACGUCUGUGCCCAGGGGGUGGUAAUUUAUAAAUUCUAGAAAUGCUUGAGGAUAAAGAAUGGUCUUAUGAGGAAGGAAUACCUUCAAAAUAAACCCUACAUAAAUGAAACUGGAUUUCUUUCCCAGGUACUGUUUUCCAUUUGGUCGACCGGAGGGGGCCCUGAAAGCCACUUUGUCCCUGCUUGAGAGGGUAUGUUAUUAUGCAUCCUCUUCUAACCUUACCUUAUGUUCUAUUAACCAUGGACACACGCCUUCCUUUAGGCUAUGGGACAACUAAAUAUACAAAAUAUUUUAAAUGUUCCAUCCAUAUUUGAAUUGAGCAGGUCUUAUAAAUAGUUGUCUAUUUGGUUUGUAUAUGUUGUAUAUAAUAUACCUGAGUAAAACAGAUGUUUGUCUCCUCUUCUCUACACGCACACUCCCAUGCUUUUCUUUUUUGUGGUAACGCCCCAGAAAAGUAUAGUAUUUUUUCUCCAAUGUCUCCUGUUCUGUUCCAGGUGCUGAUGAAGGAUAUUGUGACCCCUGUGCCCCAGGAGGAGGUGAAGACAGUCAUCCGUAAAUGUCUGGAGCAGGCAGCCUUGAUCAACUACCAGCGCCUCUCAGAAUAUGCCAAAGUAGAAGGUAGAAUAAACACUGACAGACGCGUAUGCAUGCGCACAAACGCACACAUGCACACACACACACACACUUAAAUUACACAAUGCAGCAUCACACAGUGAUGCCAGUGUACUAGCUAUACCCAUAUAGUAUUCUUUCACACACAGUACUCUACUGUACUGUACUUCAAUGUUCUGUCGUCAUUUAUGUCUCCCCUCUAGCAUUGUUACCACAAUAGGAUUGUUAUCUACAGGGAUUAUCACACGUUGUUGUUGCACAGUGACAUACAUUCUACAGACAUCAUGCCCUCUGGUGCUUUACCACAUUGCCCCCUGCAGGUCAAUGGGUGCUAACAAACUACAAUUGUGGGGUUAGCUGAUGAAACUAACACUGUAAAAGUGUGAAAAAAUGUGAUCAGUGUUAUUUCCUGAUAGUUGCUCGUUGAAAAUACAAUCUACACAGGACCUUCUAAUCAGCAGGUUUUGCAUGGGAGGAGUUUCGGCCAGGCAGUAAAUUAAUGAAAAUACUGUACCAAUAACAAAGAGAGUUCCAAACCUCUCUGCCAAUAACAGCUAGUUUUCAGUUUUCCCCUCCCCACUCAGACCACUCCCAGACAGUCCUAGCAAAAUUCUUGCUUGAGAAACAUGUUUAUUUUUAACAAUUUUAAUGGAAAACUAUUUCAGAAUGGUACUUAAUUGUUACCCAGAAAGGAUUUGAUAUGGAGAUAACAACAGCUGCACUGGGCAUUUUAAGAAGAAAACAAAGUCAAACACAAUCAAUGAAUGGAAAUAAGUUAACUCAAAGCAAAGAUUUCGUUUUCAUAUGUAUUAAUAUAACUGUUCUGUCCCCAGCUGCAGUGAAAAUACCUCGGCUUCCCGUCCUGUGGCUGCUGUUACUUUUAAAUGUGCUUAUAAAGUUGAAACCCUCUUUUCAUUUACAGGUGUCCUUUAUAUUGAUGUAGCUCCCUAAAUAAAUGUGCAUGUUAGAGAUGUGUACAGUAAGUAAAAAUGCAUUCAACUCCCCGUGAAUCUGCCAUCUUUAUUCUGACUCCUGUGUGCCUCAGCUUCUCUCUGGCACAGUCAACCCACUGUCCUUCUCCUUCCUCACACCGUCGUGGCUUCAAGGUGGGGUGAUGCUCUGAAGCAACAAUUCCUCCUUCCCUUGUUUUCUCUCCUACCCCUUUCCUAUCCUCUCCUUUGUUUUGAAAUAACGUUCAUCUUCUGUUCACCGUCACCUCCCCUCUCUGCUUUCCUCCUCCUUGUUUAUUGGCUUUGCUGCUUCACUCCAAGCUCCUUGUAGUAUGAACACAAGUCAGGAAGGCAAGUGCACAAGGCAUGCUGGGAUUGCCCUCUGCAGCAACCCAGUAUCUGUAUGUUGCAUGUCCCAAGUUUUCUUUACUAGGCAUCCAGAACUGGCAACAUGUUCCAUGGACAAGUUUACAAAAAAAAUCUGUGUUGGAAUUCAUGUAUAGGUAUGUGUAGCUUGGACUACACUUCACUAUACUGUUUUUACAUAAAUCGAAACCUCUAUUCUCAAAUUAAGCUCUUCUCUAUUCCAGUCAGUGACUAUUAGGGCUGUGGUGGUCAUGACAUUUUGUCAGCCGGUGACUGUCAAGCAAAUAACUGCCGGUCUCAUGGUAAUUGACCGUUAAUUAACAUAAACACAUUUAGCAUCUCCUGGCUUCCCCGCAUAGCCUACAAGCCAACUGAUGCAGACCUUUGGAAUAUCUACAUUUAAAAAAGUUGAAUAAAUCAAUUUAAUAUAGCCUACACCAUCACAAUAAAUCCAUUAUUUAUUUUAGACAGGUCUAAAGAACCAUGAUAUGAAGAAAAUGUAGUCUAUUUCAGAAGAACAAAAUAGCAUACUCUGAGUUGUCCUUAUAAUAAUAUAAUAAUAUGCCAUUUAGCAGACGCUUUUAUCCAAAGCGACUUACAGUCAUGCGUGCAUAAAUGUUUUGUGUAUGGGUGGUCCCGGGGAUCGAACCCACUACCUUGGCAUUACAAGCGCCGUGCUCUACCAGCUGAGCUACAGAGGACCACUUAUGUUAGGUCCUGAUCUGUUCUGUGGCUACACUAGUUCAUUCAGCAGACAAGAUUUACUUAGAAUUCCGUUGCAUUAUUUUAUAUUAUUUUAUAGUAUGAAGAAUACAAUUGAACAUAGCUGAAUAAAAUAGAAAGGAUAUUUUCUCCAAAUGAUUUCUGAGGGAGUGCGCAGAUGCGGCUAUUCUGUGUUAAGCGGUUAACAAAGAAAUAGGUCCUCCUCUAUUUAGAGUUAUUUAUGCAACUUUAGUUGUGAUACAAACGUUUAGCUAUAUGUUUUGAUUUUUAAAACAUUCUAAGGCUGCUUGAUGCGACUCUAAUGUUGAUUUGAAAAAAGUUGCAUGAAAGGAAUGAGCUCUGCUUUGUUUAUUGAGCAGGCUGCACACACUUCAUCAGUCUCUCAUUCACAAUUUAACAAACACUUGAUAAUAUUCUCACCAGGCCUCGAAUUUCCCGGCUGCAUCCCCCUUGUGUGGUCAUAAUGCAACCUAACAAAAUCCAUGCCUUUUGCAGCCAAAGUGGCUGUUGUGCCCUUGGGCUGACUAUAAUAAUUAUAUUUCCCUUUUCCCAUCUGCCAAUCGCUGUGCUCCGAUGCACCUCUCACUCACAUGUCUCUCUCAGAUACAGUGCCUUAAAAAAGUAUUCAUUCCCCUCUGCGUUUUUCCUAUUUUGUUGCAUUACAACCUGUAAUUUAAAUUGAUUUUUAUUUGGAUUUCAUGUAAUGGACAUACACAAAAUGGUCCAAAUUGGUGAAGUGAAAAAAAUAAAAAAUAAAAAAAACGUGUUUAAGAAAAUUCUAAAAGAUAAAUUACGGAAAAGUGGUGCGUGCAUAUGUAUUCACCCCCUUUGCUAUGAAGCCCCUAAAUAAGAUCUGGUGCAACCAAUUACCUUCAGAAGUCACGUAAUUAGUUAAAUAAAGUCCACCUGUGUGUCACAUGAUCUGUCAUAUGAUCUCAGUAUAUAUACACCUGUUCUGAAAUGCCCCAGAGUCUGCAACACCACUAAUCUAGGGGCACCACCAAGCUAGCGGCACCAUGAAGACCAAGGAGCUCUCCAAACAGGUCAGGGACAAAGUUGUGGAGAAGUACAGAUCAGGGUUGGGUUAUAAAAAAAUAUCAGAAACUUUGAACAUCCCACAGAGCACCAUUAAAUCCAUUAUUAAAAAAUGGAAAGAAUAUGGCACCACAACAAACCUGCCAAGAGAGGGCCGCCCACCAAAACUCACGGACCAGGCAAGGAGGGCAUUAAUCAGAGAGGCAACAAAGAGACCAAAGAUAACCCUGAAGGAGCUGCAAAGCUCCACAGCAGAGAUUGGCGUAUCUGUCCAUAGGACCACUUUAAGCCGUACACUCCACAGAGCUGGGCUUUACGGAAGAGUGGCCAGAAAAAAGCAAUUUCUUAAAGAAAAAAAAUAAGCAAACACGUUUGGUGUUCGCCAAAAGGCAUGUGGGAGACUCCCCAAACAUAUGGAAGAUGGUACUCUGGUCAGAUGAGACAAAAAUUGAGCUUUUUGGCCAUCAAGGAAAACGCUAUGUCUGGCGCAAACCCAACACCUCUCAGCAUCCCGAGAACACCAUCCCCACAGUGAAGCAUGCUGCCACCACCGUGCAGCAGAGACUGGGAAACUGGUCAGAAUUGAAGGAAUGAUGGCGCAAAUAUUCCAAAAUGUUAUCAAUUACGGGAAAACACCAUCCUCAAAAGUGACCGCAAAUGCAAUGCAUAUAAUGCUUUAUUAGAAAGGUGUAUUUUUAUGGUGAAAAUUGUUCUUCCACAAACUUGAAACUCACGCGCUGCUUACAUUGCAUUCAGAAAGUAUUCAGACCCCUUGACGUUUUCCACAUUUUGUUACGUUACAGCCUUAUUCUAAAAUUGAUUAAAUCGUUUUUUUUCCCCUCAUCAAUCUACACACAAUGCCCCAUAAUGGCAGAGCAAAAACUGUUUUUUAGAAUAACACAUUUACAUAAGUAUUCAGACCCUUUACUCAGUACUUUGUUGAAGCACCUUUGGCAGUGAUUACUGCCUCGAGUCUUCUUGGAUAUGACGCUACAAGCUUGGCACACCUGUAUUUGGGGAGUUUCUCCCAUUCCUCUCUGCAAAUCCUCUCAAGCUCUGUCAAGUUGGUUGGGGAGUGUUGCUGCACAGCUAUUUACAGGUUUCUCCAGAGAUGUUUGAUUGGGUUCAAGUCCGGGCUCUGGCUGGGCCACUCAAGGACAUUCAGAGACUUGUCCCGAAGCAACUCCUGCAUUGUCUUGGCUGUGUGCUUAGCGUCGUUGUCCUGUUAGAAGGUGAACCUUCGCCCCAGUCUGAGGUCCUGAGUGCUCUGGAGCAGAUUUUCUUCAAGGAUCUCUCUGUACUUUGCUCCGUUCAUCUUUGCCUUGAUCCUGACUAGUCUCCCAGUCUCUGCCGCUGAAAAACAUCCCCACAGCAUGAUGCUGCCACCACCAUGCUUCACCAUAGGGAUUGUGCCAGGUUUCUUCCACACGUGACGCUUGGCAUUCAGGCCAAAGAGUUCAAUCUUGGUUUCAUCAGACCAGUGAAUCUUGUUUCUCAUGGUCUGAGAGUCUUUAGGUGCCUUUUGGCAAAGCGGGCUGUCAUGUGCCUUUUACUGAAGAGUGGCUUCCGUCUGGCCACUCUACCAUAAAGGCCUGAUUGGUGGAGUGCUGCAGAGAUGGUUGUCCUUCUGUAAUGUUCUCCCAUCUCCACAGAGGAACUCUGGAGCUCUGUCAGCGUGACCAUCGGGUUCUUCGUCCCCUCCCCUCCCUGACCAAGGCCCUUCUCCCCUGAUUGCUCAGUUUGGCCGGGCGGCCAGCUCUAGGAAGAGUCUUGGUGGUUCAAAACUUCUUCCAUUUAAGAAUGAUGGAGGCCACUGUGUUCUUAGGGACCUUCAAUGCUGCAGAAAUGUUUUGGUAACCUCGACACAUUCCUGUCUUGGAGCUCUGCGGACAAUUCCUUCGACCUCAUGGCUUGGUUUUUGCUCUGACAUGCACUGUCAACUGUGGGACCUUAUAUAGACAGUUGUGUGCCUUCCAAAUCAUGUCCAGUCAAUUGAAUUUACCACAGGUGGACUCCAAUCAAGUUGUAGAAACAUCUCAAGGAUGAUCAAUGGAAACAGGAUGCACCUGAGCUCAAUUUCGAGUCUCAUAACAAAGGGUCUGAAUACUUAUUUAAAUAAGGUAUUUCAGUUUUUUUUUUUUUUAUACAUUUGCAAACAUUUCUAAAAACCUGUUUUCGCUUUGUCAUUAUGGGGUGUUGUGUGUAGAUUGAUGAGUAACAUGUUUUAUUUAAUCAAUUUUAGAAUAAGGCUGUUACGUAACAAAAUGCGGAAAAAGUCAAGGAAUCUGAAUACUUUGCCAGUUAGGCUCUGUAUAGCAGAUUAAUGUGCUUAAUUUUAAGAAGUCAUUUGGCCACUUUAGUUGUGAUACAAACCUUUUCAAUAUAAAAGCCUGUGGGCUAGGCUACAUGAGGUGUGUGACUAUGAUUUGAAAAAGUCAAAUAAAAGGCAUGCGCUGUUUCUUGCCUUACUGCACACGAUGCACAUCAUUCACAAGUGAAAGGCUAAUAUUUUCACCCAUCAGACUAUUCUUGAUUUAAUCUUGUCUUUACAUAUGCUAAUAAUAUAUAUGUGAAAUUUGUUUUGAUUUAGAAUGGACCAUUAUCAUUCACCUGUCUCGGAACAGGGGCAGGGGGAAAAACUACAUGUCAUCUAUGUGCUUAAUAUUAGGAAACUUGAGAAAUGAAUAUAGUAGGCCUAGCCUAUAGAAAGCUGAUGGGAUCCUCCUCUUUUUAAUAGAGGCCAUCAAAAAUGUUACGCAUGGGCUCUCAUGAAGUGUUUGAUUUGAUUUUCGAAACAUCUGCAUUGAUGUCAGAGUGAUUACAGGGACAAUAGAGUGCUGAGUACAAGGCAGUUAGCAAGUUUGGUAGGUUACUAAUGACCAUCAGCAGCAUCAGAGCUUGGAGUAGCCUAGUUACCGCGACUAAGCAGUCACGUGCAAUUUGACUGCGGUCAUGACUCAUGACUGCCAGUGUGGCGGUAAUACGGUCACCGUAACUGCCCUAGUGACUAUAAAGAAAUAACUGAGGGUGCCGAAGAUACAGAAGGAGAUUCCCCUCAGUUUCUUGGAGUGGCAAUGCUGCAGAAAAAUCCUUAAUUCUGUUCCUCAUAAACAUUUGCUUGUUUGUUGCCUUGAUCGGGAAAAUCUCCAACUUGAUAGAAAAGUCUGGUGGGUGUCCAAAGGUGACCCCCACGCCCUUUGUCCACCCACCCACUCUCCUCCACAUUCAACACUUCUGUCAAAUCGAUGCCUCUCUUACUGUCUCCACGGGCCCAUCACAAGCCUCCUCAGCCACCAAGCUCCACCACCACCACCUCCACAGAGGAUGCUGUGGGGACCCCUAACCACCACAUGCAACUACCCUCUGAACUUUGACCUCUCCUCCUCUGACCCCAGCCUCUUGCAUGCCCCGAUCCUCUCUUGUAGGGAAAAAGAGAGAAAUGUAUGAGCAUCCUGUCUUCUGCUUGGCGUCUCAAGUGAUGGAUUUAACCAUUCGUGAGUACCUUCCUCAUCCUGCCCCACCCUCCUCCACCCUUCCUUCUCCUCCACCCUUCCUUCUCCUCCCCUCUUCAUGUUUUUCAGUUUUCAACAUCUCCUCGUUCGCACUUCACCCACCCCUCCACUACUACCAUUCCCUGCCGCCCCCUGAACCAAUGUCUCUCUCUCUCUCUCUCUCUCUCUCUCUCUCUCUCUCUCUCUCUCUCUCUCUCUCUUGCUUCUCUCGAGUCCUUUGGCUUUUUGAUCUGUUGCUUCUGUCAGUGAAAGCUACCUGUGAGGGAUCCAGACCCAGAGUCUCUGUCUGUCUGCCUGUCUGUCUGUGAGCUAAUAGCAGGGAAGGACCAAGGCUCCAUCUAUCUGUGAAGACCAUGAGAUAUCUUAUCUACUGUAUCUGUUAUCUCCUUUUUCUGUUCCCAUGCCUAUCUGCGACUUGAAUGCAUUUUUACUUUGCUUCUGUGUAAACCCCCCCCAGUCCUGUUGAAGCAUGUCUCACAGGUACAGAACAUGAGACAGGUACAGCAUACAGCUACAGUACCAUAGAGAGCAUUGUCAUUCCCUGUUUGUAUCAGUUCACACUUGGGACCAGAGGGGUAAGACAACAGGAACAGGAAGUGGCAACGUAAGGAGGACAGGAUGUAAUAUGUUUACAGGUUCUAUCUCUACACGUUUUCCAACAGAAACAUUCACAUAUUGUCAUGUCUUGUCUUUAUUGUUACAGUUUUUACUGUAUGUCCUGAAGUGUUUGUUUUCUUUUUGGGGGGUUGGGUUUUGUUUGGACCACUGUCAAUUUUUUACUGUAUGAAGCUAUAUGUGUGUCUAUGUCUGACUACUGGUAAACAUCAGACCCAGAUAGGAGAACCCUUGGGUGAAGAGUGAAAGGUGUUGCUCAACCACCUCUUUUCCAGAUUUCCACUCUAUCCUGCUCUCAUGCUUUCAUUACUGACUAUCCACUUCUUUCUCUCUCUCUUUCUCUCCCUCCCACCAUCCUUUGUCUCUCCUUCUCUUUCAUUCUCUGCUCUCCCUCUCUCCUGCUCUCACUUAGCGGAGAAAACUCAGAAAGAUAAGAAAGAUCUGAAGGAUCAGGAUCCAGGUGACAUCAUAUAUAUUAGCGUAUCCUAACCCUGCUAGAGCCAUAGCAACAUAACAUCUCACAGCCUUCCUGAGGCACGGCCUGGGAAUGUUACAGGAACGUUGUGGCAGCGUUAUGUCUCCACACCCUGCCCUGUAGUUUCCCCUGUACCUGCACUGCAUUCCAGUGAUGGAGAUGCAGCCCUCCCCAGUGGGUGACUGUGGUAACCUUAACUGUCAAGUCCUCUCUCUAUCCCUCCUGUUAAGACCGCUCAUCUGUGGUGGCUCCACCAAUGGACAUCCUCUGAAUUCUUUUAAAAUGCUUCCUCUUUCCUAUAAUGAUGCCUUACUCCACUAGAUUACUUCCUGGAAGAAAACGAAGUGAUAGAGUGAGGAAGGGAGGAAGAGGGAAGAUGGAGGGAAUUAGCAAACACAUGAACGGAGGGAGCAAUUUUAAGACCAUUCAGACCAUUGCCAUUGAGUAUCACACUUGUGUGAUUGAAACCUGCAGAGUUAGCACUGCUUUAUUGCAAGUACAUGUAAGACAGCAGUUAUUACAUGCUUUAGAAUGUAUGUUGGUGUACAAUUAAAGUAUUACUUCCUCUGCAGAAAGUGCAUGAACUAUAAACAUCUCCAAUGCACUAAAAUGCAAUAGUUUUGAAUACAAACCUCAGUCAUGGUUUGGCAUUGAUGGUUGCAAAAUUUGACCAUAAGUGAUGAGAUGGUUUGGAUAUUCUGACUGCUAUUGUCCAUAGAUUACCAUAUUUUUAUAUCAAUGGACAUUUUGAUACAUUGGAAAUAAAUAAGUGAACUAAGAUGAAAUCAUAGAUGAUAAUAGCACAUACUGUAGUCAUCAUAAUUAUUAAUGUCACUUCAGACUGUUUCAGGGUUGCAGUCCUGCUGCACUCUUAGAAUAAAAGGUGCUAUCUAUAACCUAAAAAGGUUAUUUGGCUGUCCCCAUAGGAUAACCCUUUGAAGAACCCUUUUUGGUUCCAGUUAGAACCUUUUUGGGUUCCAUGUAGAACCCUUUCCACAGAAGGUUCUACCUGGAACCAAAAACGGUUAUCCUAUGGGGACAGCAGAAUAACUCUUUUAGAACCUUUUUUUCUAAGAGUGUGGUGUCACUCUGUGUGACACAUUGUCUAUUCAGUGGAAUUUAAUGAUUAAACAGACCUCACACCUGGUUUCCCAGGUCUAAAACAGCAGACAUCCCUUAUACUGUAGAAUGUGGCAAUACUGAGUUUCUGUUAUAGAAGAUCUAGAUUUUUGCCCUUGUCCCUCACCUCACAUUUAUCACUCCAGCACCCCUGCCCCUUCAUUGACUAAGGGAAGAAAUUACCUUUUUGUUUGAGGGCAUUCUUUUAAUCCCUCCAUCCAUACUGGUGACUAGGCCAUCAUUUCAAAACUCAGUCAAAGAGGCAAUCCUCUGUCCACAGUUCAGUCCACGGACACCACUGGGUUUAAAGUACUAUGCCAGUGUGUCACAGAACUGUACCUCUGUACACUGCUAAUUAAACCCCUGCUACUACAGAGACUCACUAGCACAAUGACAGAUGUGUGUGCAAAGAGCAGAAGUAGCAAGGAGAGGUCUUUGCCUCACUUCUGCCAGUGUAAAAGUCCACAAUGUCACGUUAAUCUCUCCAUUUUACUGGGACUGUAAACAGAGACUGAGAAAUGGGAAAUACAGUGGGGGGAAAAAAGUAUUUAGUCAGCCACCAAUUGUGCAAGUUCUCCCACUUAAAAAGAUGAGAGAGGCCUGUCAUUUUCAUCAUAGGUACACGUCAACUAUGACAGACAAAAUUAGAAAACAAAAUCCAGGAAAUCACAUUGUAGGAUUUUUUAUUAAUUUAUUUGCAGAUUAUGGUGGAAAAUAAGUAUUUGGUCAAUAACAAAAGUUUCUCAAUACUUUGUUAUAUACCCUUUGUUGGCAAUGACACAGGUCAAACGUUUUCUGUAAGUCUUCACAAGGUUUUCACACACUGUUGCUGGUAUUUUGGCCCAUUCCUCCAUGCAGAUCUCCUCUAGAGCAGUGAUGUUUUGGGGCUGUCGCUGGGCAACACGGACUUUCAACUCCCUCCAAAGAUUUUCUAUGGGGUUGAGAUCUGGAGACUGGCUAGGCCACUCCAGGACCUUGAAAUGCUUCUUACGAAGCCACUCCUUCGUUGCCCGGGCGGUGUGUUUGGGAUCAUUGUCAUGCUGAAAGACCCAGCCACGUUUCAUCUUCAAUGCCCUUGCUGAUGGAAGGAGGUUUUCACUCAAAAUCUCACGAUACAUGGCCCCAUUCAUUCUUUCCUUUACACGGAUCAGUCGUCCUGGUCCCUUUGCAGAAAAACAGCCCCAAAGCAUGAUGUUUCCACCCCCAUGCUUCACUGUAGGUAUGGUGUUCUUUGAUGCAACUCAGCAUUCUUUGUCCUCCAAACACGACGAGUUGAGUUUUUACCAAAAAGUUAUAUUUUGGUUUCAUCUGACCAUAUGACAUUCUCCCAAUCCUCUUCUGGAUCAUCCAAAUGCACUCUAGCAAACUUCAGACGGGCCUGGACAUGUACUGGCUUAAGCAGGGGGACACGUCUAGCACUGCAGGAUUUGAGUCCCUGGCGGCGUAGUGUUUUACUGAUGGUAGGCUUUGUUACUUUGGUCCCAGCUCUCUGCAGGUCAUUCACUAGGUCCCCCCGUGUGGUUCUGGGAUUUUUGCUCACCGUUCUUGUGAUCAUUUUGACCCCACGGGGUGAGAUCUUGCGUGGAGCCCCAGAUCGAGGGAGAUUAUCAGUGGUCUUGUAUGUCUUCCAUUUCCUAAUAAUUGCUCCCACAGUUGAUUUCUUCAAACCAAGCUGCUUACCUAUUGCAGAUUCAGUCUUCCCAGCCUGGUGCAGGUCUACAAUUUUGUUUCUGGUGUCCUUUGACAGCUCUUUGGUCUUGGCCAUAGUGGAGUUUGGAGUGUGACUGUUUGAGGUUGUAGACAGGUGUCUUUUAUACUGAUAACAAGUUCAAACAGGUGCCAUUAAUACAGGUAACAAGUGGAGGACAGAGGAGCCUCUUAAAGAAGAAGUUACAGGUCUGUGAGAGCCAGGAAUCUUGCUUGUUUGUAGGUGACCAAAUACUUAUUUUCCACCAUAAUUUGCAAAUAAAUUCAUAAAAAAUCCUACAAUGUGAUUUUCUGGAUUUUUCUUUCUCAAUUUGUCUGUCAUAGUUGACAUGUACCUAUGAUGAAAAUUACAGGCCUCUCUCAUCUUUUUAAGUGGGAGAACUUGCACAAUUGGUGGCUGACUAAAUACUUUUUUUCCCCACUGUAAGUCAAGUAAGUCAGUGUUGUUGUGAGAAGUCUGUCUGACUGAUUCGUUAAGAAACAAGUAAAUCAGCCAUAUCUAAAGAUCUUUGACCCUGCCUGAGAUGCCCUGAAGUCUGAACGAGGAACCAAAUAUGUAUGGUACUGUUACCUCUGCUGACUCUCUCUCACACAUAUACCUUCUCUUCACCGUAUUACUUAUUAUUUUCUUUAUUUCAAAAGCCUGACAUUUAUGUGUAGUAUCAUCACAACCUCAUUGGUCAGUUGAGCUGGUUGUGUUUCGUCCCUUGGUUGUGUUUCGUUACAUGAUUGCUGUAGACUGAAUUGGUAUCCAUUAGUAGUAGUAGUAUGUGAACACCAGACUUUAAUUGUGUUUUUUUGUUCCUCAAGAUGGAUUUGAUGGAAAAACAAAUCAUGUAAUAAUGCCAAUACUUGCACUCUACACUUUCUUAGUGGUUAUAUUUAUCCUGGUUGUCACAGCUAUCCUACUUAGCAGGGGAAAAGUACCAGACUACAGUGAGAGUAGUUUUGCAUGUCACAUGUUAAACAUGAGACUCUCACAUAAGCAACAUUCAAAGUGUGGAUGUCAUAAAGAACAUGAGCGCUGCACGAUGUUCUGCACAUUUUGCAUGAUAACUGUGGAACAUAUCUGUUGUUUUCCCUGUUUUCAUUUGUUUCAUUAUACCUGCGUUGUUCUUGAUGGUGUAAUUACAGUGUUGCCCUCUGAGGCUUACACAAUAGCACACCAUUACCAUAACGUUGAUCAGAGGUUGAGGGGAGGUUUUACAGCCAUGUAUCUCCCUCCAUAUUGACCUGUGACCUUUGUGCUUCAGAGAAUGUAGGGCGCUUAGUCACCCCUGCCAAAAAGCUGGAGGACACCAUCCGUCUGGCCGAGCUGGUCAUCGAGGUCCUCCAACAGAACGAGGAGCACCAUGCAGAGGUGAGUGCAAUACACACACACACACACUCUCUCUCUCUCUCUCUCUCUCUCUCUCUCUCUCUCUCUCUCUCUCUCUCUCUCUCUCUCUCUCUCUCUCUCUCUCUCUCUCUCUCUCACUCUCAUCUCUCUCUCUCUCUCUCACUCUCUCUGUCUCACACACACAAAUUAUGUCCAAUAUAUUCCUAUCAAACACUGUGCAACGUGACCAGGGAAAAUCCAAAGUCAGUUAUUACCAGAGCAGAGAAUGAAGAACUACAGAGAACCAUGGGGCAUUUAUUCUGUGUCUGACUCUGUGUUUAACAGGCUACAGUCACAAGUACUGGAAAUCAGUCGGUACAGUAUUCACAUCUCUGUUUUCUUCCUCCAUAUCUCACUGGUGUAUGCUAGCCAGACCGCACUGGCCUGCACGGUAGGAGGUCAAGGUGUGGGUUCAAAGGUCAAAAAGGUUUCAUCAUUCCAUGUGCACCAGGCAUAGUUUGGGAUGACAACAAUGAGCAGUGCACAGUUUGACUGGGGGACUUCUGAUUGGGUCACUUUGUUUCCUGUACAUGGCCACCUGGAAGGUGGGUAGAGUAGUGUAGUGUAGUAUAGUGUGUAGUGUAAUGUAAUGAAGUGGAGGUUGGGUGUGUUGUUGCAUCACAUACUUUUUAGUGGCACAUGACUGCAUUUGUACUCUUUCCAGAAACGUGAAGAGAAUUUACAGACCUCAUUUUUAAACACCAAAUUGUCUAUUGAUUAUGUGAAGGCUAGGCCAAGUGCAUGGUUUUCCAUGUGUAUAUUAUGUUUAUUCAUAAAAGAGAAUGUUGACAUCUUUUUUAACAGACCUUGACCUCUUGAGUAUGGUUUGAAACUACUAUUUUUUCUCCAUUGGUUUGGAUUGUUUCUUUCUUUCACUGUCAUCAUUGCAUAUUUUCUGCCAACUAACCAUUAGAAGGAAAAAGUCAACACGGGGACGCCAACUUUGCAGAAGUGUACCUGACUUAACCCAUUCCUGUUCUCUCAUUGUUUGUUUUGUUUGCGGGGAAUGUUCGGACAGGGCAAAGAGGUAUGUGAUAGAUCCUGAUAACAUGAUCUCUAACCCCUGCCACCCCCCACCUGCCAUGACCCCUAACCCCUGCCACACCCACCUCCCAUACUAUGUGCAUGUCCUGAAGAUGCCCAAUACCCAGGGAUGAUCUUAACUGUUUCCAUCUUCCUUCCUAGUAAUAGCCUUGUACCCCAACUUCUUCCCUUAUACUUGUCAGCCCAUCCCAGAGAGUUGUGCAAGUGCUUGUGCAGCCCAAAGGGUUGCCUUUGGUGAUAAGGCAAACCCCAAAAAGCACUGUGGCAGUGUUCCUGUCUAUCAUAUUUAGACCCCUCCUACUAAAAUAGUUGCGCCCCCCCCCCCCCCCCCCCCCCCCCCCCCACCACCACAACAUCGCCCCCCUCACCGUCUGGUGCAGUUUUCUCUGUCCACCCCAACUGCCACAGCCAACUCUGGUCCCAUCCUGUCAGUGAAAGACCUACUCUGUAGUGCUGUGUGUUUGAGGAAAGCUGUCCACAACAACAUCCUCCUCAUGUAAUAACUCAAAUGAAAAACGCCAUGCAAAACAACGACCCACCCAGCAUUUACCCAAAACAUAACACCCAGUUUCAUGGUUUUGUUUUUUUAACAACCGGGGUUUGGUAGGGUUUUUGAAAUUUUUUUUAUUGGUUGGUUGUUUUUUUUUUAAAUUCUUUUUUUUUCUCCCUCCAUUAAAAAAAAAAUAAAAAGGGGACCCCAAAUUUGAAAAAGAAACCCUUUUAUUUUUAAAAUUUUAAAGGGGGAAAAAGGAAGGAAAUUUUUUAAAAAAAUUUAACUAAAAACCCACCUUUUAAACCCCUCCCUCAUUUUUUUGCUUUGGGUAUCAGGGUGAUCUUAAGUCUCUAAUUCUAAAACCCCUUUUGCCCCCCAAACCUCCAUUUUAAAUUUCACCCCCUAAUUUGCUGCCGGGUUCGGAAUAACAAAAAUAGGGUCCAUUUCCGUCAAAAUUUACCCCCCCCAUUCCCCUAAAGGGCUGACCCCCCUCUAUCCCCUCUUGCAUUUCUCAAAUGCAUUGUUGUGUGAAUUUCCCCAUCAGAAAUGAACACUAACACUGUCAGUAGACCAGCAUAAGCAGCAAUAGAUACAUCUUCCACUCCUCAACUCAGUACCCUCAGUCACCUCAUUCAUUCAGUUUGGGUCAAUUCCAUUUUCAUUCAACUCAAUUGGCGAAUCUAAUACAAUGUUUGUGUAUAGUGUAUGCCAUGUCCAAUGAAGUUUAUUAAUUGACUUGAAUAGAAAUUAAACUGACCCUAACUGUUACUCAAUUCAGCAGCCAAUGUGGAGAAUCAGUAGAUGAAUCCUCCCACUUCUCGAGGCCUGUAAUGAAGGUUUUAUUUAUGGUUAUGAGCCUCACCAUUUUGACCCAGAGAUCCUGUUGCUGGUUGCUGCUGGCGCUGUCAUGUCAACCGUCCCAUGCCAGAGUGCAUGGCGCCCAUGGGAACAUUCACAUCACAGAGGUGUGACGAUGUGAAUGGCUGAUGGCCAAGUCCUCCAAUGGGAAGAGAGAGGGGGAGCAUGGGAGGAUGAGUGCUAACCUGCAUGAGACCAGCCCGUUCCAGACUCUGUCACUCCACUGAUUCUAUCUAUCCUAUGGGGAGGCUUAGAGCUGCUCUGUAUGAAUGACUUAGUCAAGGAGCCGUGUCUACGCAGCUCUCUGUGGGCCAACAAAACAGUGCACGUUUAGCCGUGUUCAAGCGCAGAACUGAAACACUGUGCUCAAAGCUGUGAAGUGUACCCCAGAGAUCUCUGUGUGAUGCCUCAGAGGUGACAACUUGACUCUUAUUGUGAAAACAAGAGAAGAAAAGAGCCCUUAUAUAGAUCAGUGGAGUAACAUUCUCUCCCUUUUCCUCUCUAGAGAAUGACAGUGCUGUGAGGCUUGUAGUUAGAGAUGUGCUUGUAUUAUAUUUGCAUACUCUUAUCCUCUAUUGUGUUUCUGUCCCUCUAUCUUUGUAUAUUUCUCCAACCUGCCUCCCUUUACCGCUUGGCACCCGGAGAUAGGGGGCCUCAAACGUAAGUAUAGGCCCAUGCCGCACUCUAGCUGAGUCAGAACCCGCGAGAAGGGGCGGGAGGCAAACAGGCAGAGAAACGAGAGGGGGAGAGGCGAAAGAAGAAAGAGGGGGAGGAGAGGGGAGAGAGAGAGAGAGAGAGAGAGAGCAGAGAGAGAGCACGAGAGAGAGAGAGAGAGAGAUGAGAGAGAUAGGUACGAGAGAGAUAGAGAGAGAGAGAACGAAGAGAGAGGGAGAGAGAGAGAGAGAGGAGAGCGAGAGAGAGCGGAGGGGAGAGAAGAGAGAGAGAUAGAGAGAGGCAGAGAGAGGAGGAAGAGAGAGAGAGCAGAGAGAGAGAGUAGGGAGAGAGAGAGCAGGAAUCUCUCUACUUCUCUCUCUCUCUCUCUCUCUUCUCCUCUCUCUCCUUCUCUUCUCUAUCUCUCUCUCUUCCUCUCUCUCACUCUCUCCUUCUCUCUCGCUCUCUCUAGGCGUUUGCGUGGUGGUCAGACCUGAUGGUGGAGCACGCGGAGACCUUCCUGUCUCUGUAUGCGGUGGACAUGGACGCUGCUCUGGAGGUGCAGCCCCCUGACAGCUGGGACAGCUUCCCUCUCUUCCAACUCCUCAACGACUUCCUGAGGACCGACUGUGAGUGCCUCCAAUCCCGACCCAGGCCCUGAACCAGGGCUACAUUAUGAACAGACACGCACAGCAUUUAGCACUCCAGAACCAUACAGCACACACUUAACAUGAGUCUGGCGCAUUUAUGUCACAUAGGACUGUGUUUUUAUUGAAUAUUCAUUGUGGUUGAUCUUGGUGAACUGGAGAAACUUAAACCUUACUUUGAGAUCCAAAUUGAGAAGAAUAUGUUCCGAUCUAAUGUUACUUUCCCACUGCAUUUGACUCCAGUAUAAAGAAAGGGAUGAAGGUGAUUGAGAGGACAAUAGAGUGCUUUGGGAGCUUCGCAGUAAGAGCUGAGAGACUAACAGUGAAAUGGUUGCUGUGGGCCCUGUCAUCUCCCUAAUGAACUGCAGUUGCCGUAGGAGCACUGUCCAGGGUGCUGAAAGCGUGAGCCAGAAAAGAAACACUUAUCACUGCCUUUGUGAAGUGAACCUGCACUGGGCUAAUUGUCCCUGGUGAAAGUCUCCUUUUAGCUUGUCAGCCAGGAGUCUGGAAGGAUGUAAUGUAGUCUGUUGUUCACCUGCAGUGGCUUAAUGGACUUAGACUGGAACAGCUUGUUAUGCUCACUUGCUACUGCUGCACAAUUGGCCACAUUCACGAGUGGCAUUUUUUUUUUUUAAUAACCGAUUGGUUAUUCACAUUGCAAUGAUCAUAGCAACAAGACCAUCUGGAGACAAGCCAAACAGAAGGGCAAAAUUAAUGGUAUUCUUCCCCAAUUUACUUUUAUAAUAGUAAAAGGCUCCAGUGACCACUGCAUGUCAACACAUGAUGUGUUGGAUUUCAUAGUGUACACUUUACAUACAGUAUGAUUGAUGUAGCAUACAUGGACUAAUUCCAUGUAAUGCUAGUAAUUCUAAUUCCCAUGACUUUGACAGCAUAACUCAUCAUGCAAACCUGACACAAUGAUGAGUGAGAUGGCCACCAAAAUAGCAUCCAUCCAUCCAUGCAGCCAUCCAUCUCCCUCAGGGUCCUCCAGUGGUUUACAGGAGCACACUAACACAAUGUACAACGUCAAAGUCCACACUACACACACAGUGCAACAUCCCCACAACUACCAAUCCAUAUCACAGGGGCAUUUUACACAGAAGGUCAUUUGUUUUGUCUCCCCAAAUCAGCUAGCUUAUAUGGCAGGAAAUAGCCCUAGCACCAGACAGGUGCCAAAGUCAGACGCCAUUGAAGCAGUUAAUGAGGUCUAAAACAGAAGUGGCUGGGAGAGGGGCGAGCCCUGCAUCCUCACUUCUGGACAAAUACAUCAAAGUGUACAGCAGCCGCUCAAGUGGCUAAUUGGAGAACGACAAUCAGGGAACAAAAUAAACAUUGCACCUACUGUGUAUCAUCGACCUUGACUUCUAUACACGCAGCACACACAUAUAGCCUACACACACACACAGAGAGGGAGAGCGAGCGCUCAAAGGAAUAAAAAUCAAACCCACUGUGUGGAGCCGUGAGCCAUCGCAUUAGCACACACUGGCCUCCAUUCUAUCUCCCACGGUCUGUGUUAGCGUUGCCUUUUUACAAGUUGAAUCUAGAGGAAACGUGCUUUGUCUAAAGAAAACUAUAGGCAACAGAUAUACAAAAGAUAGCGAGGAGCUAGACUACUAUUAGUCUCGCUAUCCACCUCAUAGCUUUCAUCAGACCAGUCAUUUCAUAUCAGCGAUCACUCCAAGGAAGACAGGAAGGAGAGGCAUUUCCAAGUAAUUCUCCCUUGGAUGUUAUAUUGAUGAAUGUUCCUAUGGUGUUACAGUUUAAUGAAUUACUUCCUCUAACAUACAGUGGGGGAAAAAAGUAUUUAGUCAGCUACCAAUUGUGCAAGUUCUCCCACUUAAAAAGAUGAGAGAGGCCUGUAAUUUUCAUCAUAGGUACAUGUCAACUAUGACAGACAAAAUUAGAAUUAAAUCCAGAAAAUCACAUUGUAGGAUUUUUUAUGAAUUUAUUUGCAAAUUAUGGUGGAAAAUAAGUAUUUGGUCAAUAACAAAAGUUUCUCAAUACUUUGUUAUAUACCCUUUGUUGGCAAUGACACAGGUCAAACGUUUUCUGUAAGUCUUCACAAGGUUUUCACACACUGUUGCUGGUAUUUUGGCCCAUUCCUCCAUGCAGAUCUCCUCUAGAGCAGUGAUGUUUUGGGGCUGUCGCUGGGCAACACGGACUUUCAACUCCCUCCAAAGAUUUUCUAUGGGGUUGAGAUCUGGAGACUGGCUAGGCCACUCCAGGACCUUGAAAUGCUUCUUACGAAGCCACUCCUUCGUUGCCCGGGCGGUGUGUUUGGGAUCAUUGUCAUGCUGAAAGACCCAGCCACGUUUCAUCUUCAAUGCCCUUGCUGAUGGAAGGAGGUUUUCACUCAAAAUCUCACGAUACAUGGCCCCAUUCAUUCUUUCCUUUACACGGAUCAGUCGUCCUGGUCCCUUUGCAGAAAAACAGCCCCAAAGCAUGAUGUUUCCACCCCCAUGCUUCACUGUAGGUAUGGUGUUCUUUGGAUGCAACUCAGCAUUCUUUGUCCUCCAAACACGACGAGUUAAGUUUUUACCAAAAAGUUAUAUUUUGGUUUCAUCUGACCAUUGAGGUUGUGGACAGGUGUCUUUUAUACUGAUAACAAGUUCAAACAGGUGCCAUUAAUACAGGUAACGAGUGGAGGACAGAGGAGCCUCUUAAAGAAGAAGUUACAGGUCUGUGAGAGCCAGAAAUCUUGCUUGUUUGUAGGUGACCAAAUACUUAUUUUCCACCAUAAUUUGCAAAUAAAUUCAUUAAAAAUCCUACAAUGUGAUUUUCUGGAUUUUUUUUCUCUCAAUUUGUCUGUCAUAGUUGACGUGUACCUAUGAUGAAAAUUACAGGCCUCUCUCAUCUUUUUAAGUGGGAGAACUUGCACUAUUGGUGGCUGACUAAAUACUUUUUUUCCCCACUGCAUAUGAUCUGUCCUGUCUCAGAUAACCUGUGCAACGGACAGUUCCACAGACACCUGCAGGACCUGUACGCCCCCCUGGUGGUACGAUAUGUGGACCUCAUGGAGUCAUCUAUCGCCCAGUCCAUCCACAGGGGCUUCGAGAGAGAGUCCUGGGAGCCUGUCAAGUAAGGACACCUCAACCUCUAGAAUCAACACCCUAAUGUGCUACACAGUUUCUGCAUUCAAGUUGGCUAUAGCAGAAACUGACUGGCACCUAGGUUAGUCAUAAUGCAGUAGCCUAAGCAUACCUUUAUUCAUUUAGGCAAAUUAAUCAAUGAAGUGUGUUGGGUACUAUCAAACAUACAAUAUGGGUAGACGCUAAUAUCUUCAGUUUUCAAACUUGAAUUAAUGUCAAUGAUUUUAGGCUUUCCUGUUCAUGUUAAAAUAAAUAUUCAGAUAUUCUUUGGGUGAUCAUGUGUACCAUGUAUUUGUACAUGAAAUAGGUUGAUAUCCACACAAAGUAUGUAUACUGAACAAAAAUAUAAACGCAACAUGUAAAGUGUUGGUCCCAUGCCAUGUAAUUUGUUUACAUCCCUGUUAGUGGCCAUUUCUCCUUUGCCAAGAUAAUCCAUCCACCUGACAGGUAUGGAAUAUGAAGAAGCUGAUUAAACAGCAUGAUCAUUACACAGGUGCACCUUGUGCUGGGGACAAUAAAAGGCCACUCUAAAAUGUGCAGUUUUGUCUCACACACAAUGACAAAGAUGUCUCAAGUUUUGAGGGAGCGUGCAGUUGGAAUGCUGACUGCAGGAAUGUCCACCAGAGCUGUUGUUGUAAGGACAGACGCUGGGAGACGAGAAGCAGGUACAGGGAGUGAACAUUUAAUAUAUACAGACAUGAAACAAAACACAGACAGCGUCUGGACAGGGGAAACAUAACGACAUUAAUGCUGACACGGGGAUCAAACAGAGGAACAGACAGAUAUAGGGGAGGUAAUUAACAAAGGGUUCAGGUGAGUCCAAUGAGCGCUGAUGCACGUAACGAUGGUGACAGGUGUGCGAAAUGAUGGGCUGCCUGGCACCCUCGAGCGCCAGGGAGGGGGAGUGGGAGCAGGCGUGACAGUUGCCAGAGAAUUGAAUGUUCAUUUCUCUAGCAUAAGCUGCCUCCAAUGUUGUUUUAGAGAAUUUGGCAGUACGUCCAGCCGGCCUCACAAACGCAGACUACGUGUAACCAUGCAAGCCCAGGACCUCCACAUCCGGCUUCUUCACGUUUGGGAUCAUCUGAGACCAGCCACCGGGACAGCUGAUGAAACUGAGGAGUAGUUCUGUCUGUAAUAAAGCCCUUUUGUGGGGUAAAAACUCAUUCUGAUUUGCUGGGCCUGGCUCCCAAGUGGGUGGGACUAUGCCCUCCCAGGCCCACCAAUGGCUGCGCCCCUGCCCAGUCAUGUGAAAUCCAUAGAUUAGGGCCUAAUUAAUUUAUUUCAAUUGACUGAUUUCCUUUUAUGAACUGUAACUAAUAUUUUUGUUCAGUAUAUAUUUGUGGACAAUUGUGUAAAAAUAUAUGGUAACUAUUUAAUUUGACUACAUAUCCAUAAUGCAUUUAUUACUCAUAAGCAUUUCAUGAACGUGUUAUAACAGGUCUCAACCGCAUUAUUAAAGGUGAAUUAAAUAUAUCCAUAGCAUAUUCAUGUCAUGCUAUGCAAGAGCACAUAUUUAGGUAUCUUAAUAGAGCAAUCAAUACAAUGACAGCGUAGUGUCAUCAUUAUGGCUGUUCUCAAAAGUGUGCUUCUGCCAUACCAGUGUUAGUGAAUAUGCUGAUAAAUAGCCUGUACCAGCCCCAUUUCCCCACCGGCCAGUAUAGGCCCAUGACUUACCUUCUUCUUCUUCUCACUGAGGUCAAUGGUGCAUGAAGAUCCCCACGGGGUUGAAUCCUCAGGGUAAAUUUUACGGAUCAAAUCGUGUAGUUGAGGGUCAUAUCAUAACUCUUUCAUAACUCAUUAGCAACCCUCCUCCACAUCACAAUGAAGUUGGUCAUACUAGUCUAUAAUGCAUACAUGAAAGGUCUGUGUAUGUGUUCUAUGCAGUCAAAGUAAAGUCAAAUCUGUUUUCCCAUUCAUAAAGCAUUUAUAGCUAAGCAUUUCAUGGUAAUUAACUGUGCAGUUUGCCACUGAUCUAUAACACCAACAUUAAAGGUCUACAGUGGGGGAAAAAAGUAUUUAGUCAGCCACCAAUUGCUUACAAGCAAAAACUCAAACAGGAAGUACCAGUAAUGCGCUGAAUACGGAAGUGGUCCGAUGAAGUGAAUGCUAAACUACAGGACUGUUUCGCUAGCACAGACUGGAAUAUGUUCCGCGAUUCAUCUGAUGGCAUUGAGGAGUUUACCACAUCAGUCACCGGCUUCAUUAAUAAGUGCAUUGACGAUGUCGUCCCUACAGUGGCCGUACGUACAUAUCCCAACCAGAAGCCAUGGAUUACAGCCAACAUCCGCAUUGAGCUAAAGGCUAGAGCUGCCGCUUUCAAGGAGUGGGACACUAAUCCAGACGCUUAUAUACGAAAUCCCGCUAUGCCCUCCGACAAACCAUCAAACAGGCAAAGCGUCAAUACAAGACCAAGAUCGAAUCCUACUACACCGGCUCUGACGCCCGUCAGAUGUGGCAGGGCUUGCAAACUAUCACGAAUUACCAAGGAAACCCAGCAGCGACCUGUCUAGUGACGCAAGCCUACCAGACGAGCUAAAUACCUUCUAUGUUCGCUUCGAGCCUAGCAACACUGAACCAUGCAUGAGAGCACCAGCUGUGCUGGAUGACUGUGUGAUCACGCUCUCCGUAGCCGAUGUGAGUAAGACCUUUAAACAGGUUAACAUUCACAAGGCCACAGGUCCAGAAGGAUUACCAGGACACAUACUCAGAACAUGCGCUGACCAGCUGGCAAGUGUCUUCACUGACAUUUUCAACCUCUCCCUGACGCAGUCUGUAAUACUUACAUGUUUCAAGCAGACCACCAUAGUCCCUGUGCCCAAGAACGCCAAGGUAACCUGUCUAAGUGACUAACGCCCCUUAGCCUCACAUCUGUAACCAUUACAUACUUUGAAAGGCUGGUCAUGGCUCACAUCAGAUCAUCAUCCCAGACACCCUGGACCCACUCCAAUUCGCAUACCGCCCAAAAGAUCCACAGAUGACUCUAUCUCUAUUGAGCUCCACACUGCCCUGUCCCACCUGGACAAAAGGAACACCUAUGUGAGAAUGCUGUUCAUUGACUACAGCUCAGUGUUCAUCACCAUAGUUCCCUCCAAGCUCAUCACUAAGCUAAGGUCCCUGUGUUUAAACACCUCCCUCUGUAACUGGAUCCUGGACUUCCUGACCGGCCGCCCCCAGGUGGUGAGGGUAGGAAACAAUGCAUCCGCCACGCUGACCCUCAACACGAGGGCCCCUCAGGGGUGCAUGCUUAGUCCCCUCCUGUACUUCCUGUUCACCCACGACUGCGUGGCCGCGCAUGACUCCAACACCAUCAUUAAGUUUGCAGACAACACGGCGGUGGUAGGCCUGAUCACCGACAACGAUGAGACAGCUUACAGGGAGGAGGUUAGAGACCUGGCAGUGUGGUUCCAGGACAACCAAAUCUCCCUCAACGUCAGCAAGAUAAAGAAACUGAUCGUGGACUACAGGAAACGGAGGGCCAAGCACGCUCCAUCCAAAUUGACUGGGCUAUAGCGGAGCAGGUCGAGUGCUUCAACUUCCUUGUGUCCACAACACUAAGGAAUUAUCAUGGUCCACACACAACAAUACAGUUGUGAAGAAGGCACGACAACGCCUCUUCCCCCUCAGGAGGCUGAAAAGUUUUGUCAUGGUCCCUCGGAUCCUCAAAAAGUUGUACAGCUGCAGUAUUGAGAGCAAUCUUGACUGGCUGCAUCACCGCUUGGUAUGGCAACUGCUUGGCAUCCGACCAGACCUCUAUACCAGGCGGUGUCAGAGGAAGGCCCUCCAGCCACCCAAGUCAUAGACUGUUCUCUCUGCUACCACACGGCAAGCGGUACCGAUGCACCAAUCUGGAACCAAUAGGACCCUGAACAGCUUCUACCCCCAAGCCAUAAGACUGCGAAAUAGUUAGGUAGCUAUUGGUUAACUAUAUAACUAACUACAGUAUCUGCAUUGACCCUUUUGACUCAUCACAUACACUGCUGUUACUGUUUAUUAUCUAUCCUGUUGCCUAGUCACUUUAUUUCUACCUACAGUAUAUGUAUAUAUCUACCUCAAUUACCUCGUACCCCUGCACAUCGACUCGGUACUGGUACCCCGUGGAUAUAGCCAAGUUAUCGUUACUCAUUGUGUAUUUAUUCCUUGUGUUAUUAUUUUGAUAUUUUGAUAUUAUUUAUCUUUUUCUCUUUGCGUUGUUGGGAAGGGCUCGUAAGUAAGCAUCAUACUGUUAGUCUACAGUUCUUUAUGAAGCAUGUGACCAUUUUAUAUUUAUUUGAUUUGAAUUCAGAGACAGAAACAUCAUGACAUUCUUUCCAUUUUGAUUGCACUGCCACAGGAGGAGUGUGUGAGAGGUGACCUCUCACUUCUACAAAAAUCAUUUAAAAAACUGAAAGUGUACCUUUGUACAUUUAAAAUAACAAAAAUAGCUAUUAAGAAGCCAGAAGAAUGCUGGGCUGUCACCCGGAAGCGAUGCCCCCAUGACUUCUCACCUCUCAUCUGCAGUCAAAACGUAGAGAAUUAUAGAGGCUUCUAGUGGCCAAAAGGCCGUAUUAGCAUGGGCAGCUCCAUUGAGGGCUUCCACCAUUUUAAUGUAGUCAACUGGGUGGGACUUCCGACUUCAUUGGCUGAUCCCUCCUGGUGACCUUGUUGGAGUCAUGUCCAACCGGGUCAUCAGGUGGGAUCAGCCAAUCGUGAAGAAGAACAUUGACUACUUCUAAAUGGAGAUGGCCUCCAUGGCGCUUCCCAUGCUGUCACAGAUGCUAGAAUGGCACAUAUACAAAGAUGAGUCCUCUGUCUAUCUCUAUGGUCUCUCUUAAUUUGUCCUAUUUUAAACGGUCUGUAAUGUGCAAAAGUACAAUGUAAAUAGUGAAAUAGCUAACAUUGUUAACAAAAUGUUUCAUGAGUUUUAUGAAAAAAUUUGAACGUUUCUGGACCGAGUUGUAAAAGCUAGCUAACGUUACAUUAGUGAAUAAGGGGGAAACACUAGUUAGCUUUACCUCCUUAUGUUAUUACAUUUUACUCAAUAAAAAAGUUAUUGCUAGCUAUCAGUCUAAAAUGGGGAAUUGAAUUUGAAAGCUUUGAAUAUGAAUCUCAGUUAAAUCUAUUCAAGAAAAGACUAACUGAAAAAUGUCAAUUGUAGGAUUCUUCUGCGAUCCUCAGCAAUUGUUUUCUGUGCAAGCUAGCUAACGUUACAUAUGGAAAAUUUAAAUAAAAUAACAUUCUGUGUUGUGUCCGUAUUCUUUUUGAUAAGUGAGGCAUGUUUAUAAAUGCCUUAUAAAUGCUUUAUGAAUGAGAAUAUUGAAAUGACAGUACAUUGACUGCAUAAAGUUCAUACAUAGACCUUUAAUGUUGGUGUUAUAGAUCAGAUUGGCAAACUGCACAGUUAAUUACCAUGAAGUGCUUAGCUAUAAAUGCUUUAUGAAUGGGAAAAUAGAUUUGACUUUAAUGUGACUACAUACAAUUCAUACAGACCCUACAUGUAUGCGUAAUAGACCAGUAUGACCAACUUAAUUGUGAUGUGGAGGAAGGUUGCUAAUGAGUUACGGAAGAGUUAUAGUAUGACCCUCAACUACACGAUUUGAUCCGUAAAAUGUACCCUGAGGAUUCAACCCUGUGGGGAUCUUCUUGCACCAUUGACCUCAGUGAGAAGAAGAAGAAGAAGAAGAAGAAGAAGAAGAAGAAGAAGAAGAAGAAGAAGAAGAAGAAGAAGAAGAAGAAGAAGAAGAAGAAGAAGUCUCAAAACGUGGUUUGGCCUUUUGGCAUAUUCACUAACACUGGCAGAAGCACACUUUUGACAACAGCCAUAUUGAUGACACUACACUGUCAUUGUAAUGAUGCAUCUAUUAAGAUAUGCUAUGAAUAUUUUUCAUUAACCUUUAAUAAUGUGGUUGGGACCAGUUAUAAAGCGUUCAUGAAAUACUUAAAGAUGUGUAAUAAAUGCGUUAUGGAUAUGGAGUCAAAGUAAACCAAUACCAAAUAUAUUAAUUUGUACUAACAAGAUUAUUUACUAUCUAUUCAAUUCAAAUUUUCCCUACUGCAGGUAAGACCAUAUGUCUGAAAAUGUUGUCGGAAACAUUUUUCCUCAAUGUUUGGUAUUCCCUAGUGUUCAAAUGGUAUCCCUUGUAUCAAUGUCAUAGCAGUUUGCUGUCACCAUGUAUUGAGUUAUCAUUAGUCAACUAUCUUCUGUCAUUACUGUCUUCAAUGCUGAUAAGACACUCUUUACACAUGAUUUUUCAACAUUACAUUUGUCUCUUCUAUUCACUGCAACGAUACCCUUACUUAUUUCAUCUUAAUAACUGCUAUUGUUCUCACCAAUUGUUUUUUUCUCACCAUUUCUUCACUUUCCCUGUUAAAACAUAUCCACUUUACCGCUGUUAUAGCACGUCUUAUUUUAAUUUUAUGUCUGUUUCCUCUACACAGGAGCCUAACAAGUAAUCUUCCUGAUUUGAAUCUACCAAAUGUCAACCUCCAAAUGCCCAAAGUACCAAAUCUACCACCAGUUAGCCUCCUAACAAUGUCUAGCUUUUCUACACCCAACUGGAUGGCAGCUACAUGUGACUCAGAGUGUGUAUUGAGUCUCUGUUGGAGCCUGAAACAUGAAAAAUGAAUGUGUGUUCUUGGCAUGAACAUGUCACAUGUCCUCGGGGAUACUGACUCAAUUUCUAGAGAUGUACAGGCAAUAUCCACCAAUCAGAAUUUAGAUGGGGUCAGGUUUGGCCUAAGUGAUUUUACUUAGUUAUUAGCUAACGGCAGCUACUCAACUAUAGGCUACAAUAAAACAUUGACUGUGCUAAACAUUGUAGUCAGUCAAUCAAAUUUAAUCUAUCACAUUUUAUGCAUACCGUAGUUGGGCCUAUAGUGCAUUUGUAAAACCAACCAUGCCUAACGUGCAGAAGUGGGAGAACUUUGAUCAGCCCUAGGUCUCCUGGUGCUUGUCUUUACUGAGGCAUGAGCCUCUCAGAUACUCCUACUUUAAUACAGAUCAUGUUCACUCAUUCACACAAUAAUAAUGAUCCCACUUUGAUAUUGACGGAAUAUGAAAUUAAGUCCCAUUUCAUUAGUGAUUCUGCCAGUUGUAAAACUCCAUGUCUACCUGUUAGCUCUUAGCAGCCCUCCCGAGGGACCAAGGAGAGACAUAGUGUGAAGGUAAUUGCAAAGCUAUGUUUAGAUAUGUUGAUUAAAAGCUCUUCUUCUGCACCUUGAGGUACACCUGACACAUUAUCUAUCCCACUUUCCAAACCAAAGUGAAACAGCUUCAGCACCAGCUACUAAAAAUGUGUGAAAGGAGAGAGAGAGAUUAAAUUAAUACAUUCGCUGCCAGAAUUUAAAGGUACUGCUCUGUCAAAGAUAGAACUAAACGCAGGUUUGGUAUCUUAUAAAUAAGCCAGAAAGACUAAGCCAAUCUCACCCCACAAAAGAAAACUCAAACACAGCAUUGACACAACCACAUUGUUGAUAAUUAGGAAAAAAACAGGUUCAGCCUAUUCUAAAAUAUAUAGUAAAACACUGCCAGUGAUCUGAUGUUCUGUUUCCAUGACCCCAGUUGUCCCAGUGUUCUUGUUGUUCUACCUGCAGCCAUGUUCAUGCCAAGGCCCUCGCAUGGGGUUAGAGUAGGCAGUGUUUCAAAAUGGAGAACCAUCAAUGGCUUUUCAUUUUCCUCCUACUGCAUGUGUUUGAACUGAAUGGUGGAAAGACACAAAUUACUUUUUAAGCUAAUUGAAAAACAACAAGAAUGGAAAAUGCUAAAUUACACACCAUUAUUAAAUGAGGCCCAACCCAAGCCAGUGUUUCAAAGUGUUGAAUUUGUAUCUUUCCAUCACAUCUUUCUGAUCUCCAGUCUGCCACAGUGUGCUAGGGAGGACAAGUCCCUGUUUACCCUGUGUUGGAGCUCUUACCUGUGGGCACUAGUUGUGAGGAGGCCCCUGUGUGUCUGGAGAGAUCUGUGUGGUUGGAGAGAGCUGCUCUCUGUCUGCAGGGUUGGGGGAAGGGGGCAGGGAAGGGGAGUGGUAUACAGUCUCCUCCACCGCAUCAGAAAGCAACCCCACCCUUCAUUGUGUGUUUUCCCAGAGUGCACUAACUAACUGACCAACCUGCAGUAUGCAUGGACCCCUACUCUUUCCCUGGUUUUAAUAACUACUCAACUCUGGGGUUAUUGAUUGGUCAAAGACAUACUCAUGUCUGUUUAUUUUUACCAUACACUGAUUGGUACCUUGAUGAACAUAAUUCAUAGAACCUCAUUGGCCAGGAAUAGAUCAAAGAUAUAGUAUCUUCCAUUCAAAAUAUAUUGUAACCAAUCAGUAAAUGGUAGAAAUAACCCAAACAAAUGGAAUCCUGAGACCUAGAUUUGCCCAUCCUCUCUGAUCCUUGAUGUAGUCCUCUACCCCCCAUGUGUUCUCCUGUUGGGUACCAGUGCUCUAACCUUUAACCUCUUAGCUGUGACCACUGACCUGUGCCCUGUUCUUCCUGCCCAGUAAUGGCUCGGGGACGUCCGAGGACCUAUUCUGGAAGCUGGAUGCGCUGCAGACCUUCAUCAGAGACCUGCACUGGCCUGAGGAGGAGUUUGGCAAACACCUGGAGAGCAGGCUCAAACUCAUGUCCAGCGACAUGAUCGAGUCCUGCGUCAAACGGUGAGAGAACGCUCCUGAAUGGGACACUUGCACUUGCUUACACACAAUUAUACACACACACACCGUCUUGUACAACUAACCUUGUGGGGACACACAAUUCAGUCCCAUUCAAAAUAAUAUUACCCAAACCUUAACCCUAACCUUAACCCUAACCCUAAACCUAGCUCCUAACCCUAAUCCUAAAACUAACCCUAGCUCCUAACCCUAACCCUAAACCUAAUUCUAACCCUAACGCUAAUUCUAACGUUAACCGUAAACUCCCUAGAAAAAGCAAGUAUAGAUAAACACAUCCACACACACACACACAUUGUAGGUCUGUGUAUAGUGCUCUACAACCUCUCUCCUUUCUCUGUCCCUGUCUCCAGAACGAGGGUGGCCUUUGAGUCCAAGCUCCAGAAGAGCAGUCGGACCACAGACCUCCGCGUGCCUCAGUCCAUCUGCACCAUGUUCAACGUGAUGGUGGAUGCCAAGGCCCAGUCAGCCAAGCUGUGUGCCAUGGAGCUGGGACAGGAGGUAGAAGAUUCCUUCCUCCCAAUAGUCUUUAACCAAUCUUUAAUCAGACAUCAGAUACCAGUCUUAGAUCAGACAUCAAAUACCAGGCUUAUAUCAGACAUCAGAUACCAGUCUUAGACCAGACAUCAAAUACCAGUCUUAGAUCAGACAUCAGAUACCAGUCCACCUCCAUCUGCACAGCCUCAGACCAACACUCAUAUUUACACAGUCUUUGAAUUAGUGUAAAGUUUUCACCUAUUAUUUUAUGUAAUAUAAUGUAUAUGAUUCUAUUGAUGUCUAAUAGUGAUUUCAGUGAUUUCUCUUUCACUCUGAUUUCUAUGAUAUAUCACUGAGCAUGCUGCACUGGGUAUACAGAUCGGUAUCCACCCUGGAGCAGUACCAAUGCACUUUGGGAAAAUCCUUUUGUGCUCACCAGCUGUGUGUUAGAUGUGUAUUCUCUUAAUUGCAUGGAUUCAGUAGCUCCAGCUCACUUAGAAUCAGCAUUUCUAUGCUUCCAUUUCUUUCUAUUUGCUCAUAUUAUUUAAUGCUAUGCUUAUACAAUACAUGUUGUAUAGUAGUACAUACUGUAUAUGCAUUUCUGUCAAGGUUUUCACUUACAAUAGUUUCAAUGGCACUUACUGCGAUUGCUGUGUAUCCUAAUUUAGCUUUUGCUUGAAUAUGUGCUUUUGCUGUAGUCGCUUGCUUUUUCACCAUCACCAUGUCUCCUCUAUCUUUCUUUUCAUUUAUUUUCUCUAUCUUGUGAAAGUUUGUUAGAGAUUGGGUAAGUGUGGCUAACAAUUCAAUUGAAAUCUCACCCCCAGUUCCCAAAUGUAUAAUUAGCUGUCAAUGCAGUGUUCCCCAGUGUUCCCCAGUCUUCUAACACUUUAAAUGUUUUGAUUUCAUUAGCAUGUGUGUAGAUGGUACUGAAUAUACAUGGGGUAGAUGUGACAGUUCUCAUAUCUGCACAAUCUAGAGACAGAGACAGAUACCAAUUACAAGUGCAGAAUUAAUUAGUCUGAGGUCUUUUACAUGGCUCACGUGAAGACAAAAGAAUGCUGUCAUACUACUGAUUAGCAUAUUGGCCUACUGUGAGACGUGGUAACAAACAAACAUAAGGGAAGGGAGGGAUGCUGGAUUUGGACGUUGUGACUAACAUGUCUCUUUCCUAACAGAGACAGUACCAUUCCCAAAUCGACGCUCUCAUAGAGGAGACUGUGAAGGAGAUGAUCACCUUACUGGUAGCAAAGGUGCUGUUACUGUCUUACUCAUAUCUGAAAGGGAUAUUACAACAAUAUUGUUUUAAACGUGAUAUAAUUGCCAGUAACACAACUCCCUGUCUGUCAGUUCGUGGUCAUUCUAGAGAGUGUCCUAGCCAAACUGUCCAGAUACGAUGAGGGCACACUCUUCUCCUCCUUCCUCUCUUUCACAGUAAGAACGCACUCCUUCGCUUAUUCCCGUCUUUCUCAUCGUACACUGCAUACAUAACUAUUUUAAUCAUCAUAGAGUAGGAAUAGUCUUGUUCAGAUAAUGUACCUUCAGCAAACAUAUGUUCAGAGUACGUACAGCACUCUCCCUCAGUUUGCUCAUGAUAACACUCCCAAUGCAUGAAAAGGUUAAGUAUUUUAGUAGUUUCCUGAACAUUGUAAUAGAAGUCUAAUUAAAUUCUGAGUGAACUGUGCAAUUACAUUUCCUGAUAUGACUCACUUAAGCAUAUUGCAGUCGCACACUGAAGCUACACUCACAUUAUACAGCUUUUGCAAUGAAAGGAAGUUGCACAGUUGGAAUCUCAAAUAUUUCCUUUUCACCUAAACUCUCUGUCUCAUUUCAAGGUGAAAGCUGCAUCAAAGUAUGUGGAUGUACCUGUAAGUGGGAGAAUAGUAUUAUUAUCAGUACUUGUGUUUUUCUUGUCCCAGUCCAAGUGUACGUGUGUGUGUUUGUGUGUGUGUCAUUACAUCUUCCCUCAUAUGGAUCUGGUCAAAAACAGCCAGCUUGGCAUGUCAUGCGGCACACAUUGUGAGUGUCUCUGUUGUGUUGUGUAACAAAAACCCACAAAGGCUCAACACGGCACUUUUUAAAUGAAUGCCUUGUCAUUGAAUCUUUGAUUGGGCCUCUUAUGUCCGCAGGGCCAGAGCCCUAGUUUCUGCAUGGUAAUUGUUUGCUUAAUGCACAAAAUACAAUUACACUGGAGAAACAUACUAAUUUGCACCCUUUGGAACCACUCAGGGAUGUGUUAACUAAGUUCGGUUUACAGCGGCUGAUACAAAUCCAUAUGACCUCGUCUGCCGGCACGGGAGGAUGUGUUUCAUAUACCGGAGAAGAAGCGGGAGGGGGAAAGGCACACACACACACACACACACACACAAAUUGAGUGUCUUAUUUGCAAACGCAUUGUCCUGUUUGAAUAUUUGAGAUGGCAUGAGAAAUGGCAGCCCUCCUAACAGUCUGUUCAGCAGCCUGAUCAUGUGUUCCUGGUUCUUCUGUUCACUUUGCACAUGCCCAGACUGUGACAGAUGAUUCUGUGCCAAGUACACAUCUCUAAUAGGAAGUUCAGUAAAAAAGACAGCCAUAGCCCAGGGUCUAGAUGCACCGUAAAUGAAACACCUCUCCAGAGAUGUCAACUGUACAUUUCAAUACUUUUUUCUGAGAUGAAAAUGACAAUUUGAUAACACUUUGGGUUGAAUGUUUAUUUUAAUACCUGUCAGUUUUUCAUAUGCAUGUCUUAGAGCUUGACAUUACAUAACAGUUGAUAAUAACUUAUGUCACUUUGCUGGUCUCCAUCGUGUCUAUUAUGAAGUAAACAGGUUUCAGUGCCUUGGUGAGACAAUGAAUCUGUUGUUUUGGGACUAAUUAUUAUUUCCCUCUUGUUCUCAACUCUCUCUCGCUCUCGCUCUCUCUCUCUCUCUCUCUCUCUCUCUCUCUCUCUCUCACGCAUUCUCUCUCUCUCUCUCUCUCUCGCUCUUUCUCUCUUGUGUGUUCUGCAGAAGCCUGGGAUGGACAUUGCAGAUGGUUACGUGACCUUUGUCCGCCAUUCUCAGGACAUGCUGCGGGAUAAGGUCAAUGAGGAGGUGUACAUAGAAAGGUUAUUUGCCGUAAGUAACCAAUGCCGUCUCCUCCCUUACAGGGGAGGCUCUCCAAGAUGUGAUAAAACAGUCGGUUCAGAGGGAUAAGUCUCAUUUUGAACAGCUCUCUGGCUUUUCUUCCGCAGCUGUACAAGUAGCUCUCUCUCUCCUUCUCUCUGUCUCUCUCUCUUUCUACCCCGUCCUUUACUUCUAACUCUUCCCUCCUUAUGAAUACACUAUGCUCUAGCCUGUUUCUUCUCUACUGCAGUGUUCUGCAUCUUCUGUUUAUCUCUGUUUGUUUGAGAAGUGCAAAACCUUGAGGAGGAUUAUCUUAAGCAGUGUUCUCUCUCUGCGAGUCAGCAAAUAGGGGUUCAUCAAUUAAAGGCCACACAAUAGAAUGCCCUCCUAUAAGAUGACUUAAUACCAUCUUUACAAUUCCCCAGUCUAAAUUCUGUCUUCAGCCGUUAGAAUACAUUGUGUUCUUCCACUAAUUGAUCUGUAGCAACAUUAAUAAUCAGAUCAAAAGGUUAGGGUUAGUAGGUCGGGUUAUGCUGACCAGUUCCCCACACACUGCUGACCCGUUCCCCACAUUGGAGUAUAUACAAGACAUUUGGAACUGUCCCAUUUUGACAAUCAGGGCUUUCUCCAAGUAAAUCUUCUUCCUCUUAGGAACGACAAACAGAAAGGAGGGCCAGGGCCCUCUGACCCAGGGCUUAUU